Messenger RNA from Pelobates cultripes (western spadefoot toad), 49696 nucleotides. The record is from the annotation of a GenBank genome assembly. Lineage: Eukaryota; Metazoa; Chordata; Amphibia; Anura; Pelobatidae.
UUUUUGUUAAAAGAAGAAUGUUAACAAUCUAACUGGAGGGUAACAAGAAAGAACUUCAGAAAAGCAAUCUAUUGUUUGUCAAAGAACAAAGUGGUGGCCAUUCUUUGGAUAUCGCUGUUGUAUUGCUGUCUUCCAUCCUUGUGAAAGAAACUAUAUUGAGGUAGGUGAUGCCUGUUUGUACUUCUCUGUUUGUAUAUCUGAGCCAUGAAUGAUCCAGGGUUCACUGCCUCUGUACUCAUAAAUCCCCGAUUUGCACAUUGAGAGAAAAGAAACAUAAUAUUCUAUAUCAUUUUUAAUGUAAACUGUGGGCGAAAGCCAUGUGUGUCACCUGGUCAAAGGCAAAUCUGAUGACCUUUCAUUUCUCAGGUACAGUUGGACAAUGUAUCUAUUCUCUGAUUCUAAACAGUGUGACAAACACCCACUCACCCAAAGCCAAGAACCAGUGUCAGCAAAUGAAGGUAGAUCUCAAGGACACAGGAAAAUGUGACUCCAGCAUUUUCCAUAUUUAUUUAGUGAUAGACUUCUGCAGCCUCCGUACAGUAACUAGUGACUAAUACAUGAUAUCGUCUCCCUGUAUAAUACAAUAGAAUAUAUUUAUACAUAAAUUAACAAUAGUUAUCAUUAAGACUCUAAUCAGGGAUUGUUCCAUUAAUAAUAAUAUCAUUUAGGCUUCAACUUCUACUUGUUAGCACACUAAGCCAAAUAUUUGACUCUAAGGUGACACUAAGAUUACUAAAUAAAAAAUGCACAUAGUCUGUACCUUGCACAAAGACUUUGCUUUUUUGAGAUACAGAACCAGGUAAAUAUUUUAAAUAUAAUGUAUAUUGGGCUUGAUACAACCCAUUGAAAUAUCUGAAUAGGCGCUAUCAAAACCUUUGUUCCUCUGGGUUAGUGGUGAAAAAGGUUAUUGUGGAUUGUGGUAUGUUUCAAACAUGUUUUUGAAAUAAAAGAAUAUUUUCCUGUAAAUAUCACCAAUAUUAUUUGUAUUAUUAUAUAAUUUAACAUUAUAGCUAUCUAUGGCCCAUAAAAGAAGCAAUGUAGCAUUAGGAAAACAAAAUGGUCCCUAUCUACUUUAGUACUUUCCUCAUACCCAUUUAUCAUAAAAUUAAUAAGAAAAAAUAAUUUUAGUCAUUUUGUUUUCCAGUGCAAAGACUUACUCUGUGCUGCUCAUCUCUCCUCCACCUGCAAUGGCAUCAAGCAGGCAUGGUUUCUUCUGUAAUGGUCUACGCCAGUGCUCCUCAUACAAAAUUAAUUGCUUUCCUAUGAGCUCCCGAAUCAUGUGUUCGAGUUUUUGCUGCAGAAACGCCUCUAGUGGCUGUCAGUAUUAAAACAAAGAACAACUGCAUCCAUACCACUUAAUUGAGAUGAAAUGGUCUGGGUGACUUUAGAGGUCCUUUAAUUUCUAGUACCAAAUAUAGUCUACUAUACUAACAGUCUACUCUAAAGAUUACUCAAAAAUUGUCCUAACAGACCGACCUGCUAAUCCACUGCUUGCAGUUACUUUGCAACCUACAGACAUUUCCAUUUGUCAAUGCAAAAUUCCAAAUACAAUCUCCCCUUUUUCUUUAAUGAAGUCUUAUUAUACCAAUCGCCUGCAAAGAUCGAUGGAUAGUAAACUUACAAGAUGAGGACCCUCAUAUUCUAUUCCGAUGUGUAUAUUAAGUUAUAUGUCAUUUGAUAUUUCAUUGUCUGUCAACAUGUUUGUAAUCCUUGUCUAUUAUACCGUUCUGUGGACUUUGUCGGCGUGUUAUAAAACAUAGAUAAAAUCAUGAUGAAUAUAGUGAUAUUUAUGAGGUGUGAAAGAUAUUCAGUGCCUUAUCUUUGCAUAAUGCUGAGUGGACUUCAAUGAAAAAUCUUAUUGCAUGUGUUGCAUGUGAAACAGAUUAACCUGGCUAGGAAAUAUUAAAAUGCCCCAUGAAUUGACCUAAUUUUAAACAAAUCAGACUUCUUUAUUGUCACUUUUCUUGAGUUCAAAAAAUAAUUCAGUAUAUAUAAACUUUAAUAAAGCAUGUGUUUGACUUACUGAACAGUAGGUGGAGCAAAUGUAAAUAGCUAUAGAAGGAGGUACAGUUUAUCACUGUUCUCUGAUAGUCUUUACAAAUAAAGUGGGAUUGUCAGUUUAAGAAUUUUUAAUAUUACAUUUGCUUAAAAUUUUUUAAUUAAAAGUAGAAAGUAACACCUCUUUAUCCUGCAAUUGGAUGUCACCAUCUUAUCUCCCUGUCAGUCAUUGUUCUAAGCUCUGAUGCAAUUUGCUACUUUUUAAAUAUAACAUUAAUAGGCAACUAUAUGCUAUCAUGAAAAGGCUAAAAGGGACAUUCCAGACCCCUCAACUACUUUUAGCUUACUGAAAGGCUUUAUGUCUAAAUAGUGUGAAUUCAUUUAGCAAAAAGUGCAGAUUUCAAUAGAAAUUGACACUUUUAUAAAUUAACCUGGUUACACCCCCUGGCUCUUAAGCAGACAAUAGGUCCUGUUACUUCCUGGUUUGCUUAGCUCAGUGGAGCUAAACUCAAGAGGCAGCAAUUGCUCAGAGCAUCUGCCUUGCACUGAAUUCUCAUUGAGCUGCAUUGGGAAGUCUGUGAUUGGACAGCCACAGAAAGUCUGGGCGGGAUUAGAAUAGGAGGGCUUGCAAAAGUUGCAGACAAUAGAAUUGCAGAUUUUGCAAGAGUUUUUUUUAGAUAUAAUGACAAUGAAAAAAAUGCAUAAAUAAAAGCAUGCAUGCUGUCAUUUUGGGUGUAUCUACUAAACAGUAAUGUGUAUUUAUUUUGUAUUUUAGCAGUGAUGUGUCCCUUUAACAUAAGUUAUAGAUGAUUUUCAAUGUUUUAUCAAAUAGUGUAAAUACCAAAGAAAUUACAUUCCCAUUUAACUGACUCUUUUUCUGAAGACUUUCUUUUUAUAUAAUUACUGUUAUUUCAUUUUACUUGUAAUACUCUGUACUCAUUUGAUUCGUGUUAGAAGUCUUCUAACUCACUGGUAUCCAAACCAGUCCUCAAGGCACACCUACCAGUCCAGGAUUUAGGAACUACCAGGUUGUGCCAAGGUUUUUUUUUUCUUUUUUCUAAAAACACCUUAGACGCCUUACACAACUGGCUAAUCCCCAAGUCCUGGACUGGCGGGUGUGCCUGGAGGACUGGUUUGGAAACCAGUAUCUAACUAGUCAACAAUAUAAUUCUCCCAUUUCAACAGAAAUGUUAUUUCAAAUACAUUUGAGCAAUAUGAUGAAGUAUGCCCAGUGAUUAAUUCCAAAAGUUGUUGCAAAAUCUCACACAAAAGGCAUCUAUUUGUUGCAUGGAUGAGUGGAAUUUAAAAGUUACUUUAAGCACCAAAGCUACUUCAGUGAAUUCAGUGAAUUAAGUGGUCAUGGUACCUGGAGUCUGUACAUGCAGAAAUCUGCUUUGAAAUACUGUGUAACUCCUCCUCUGAUGGGGUGCCACCAGAAAGUCCAGAACUAGAGUUCCUGGCUGGCUAAUGUCAAUUCUGUUCAACACUGACCUCUCUCAGUCAAUGACAUCCUGAGCACCAAGUGUUGAACUAUAGUUCUGGACCUUCUGAUGGCACCCCUAUGAAGCAGUCGGAGGAGGAGAAUGUCAUUGACUGAAAGAGGUCAGCUGAGGCUCAAAUGUUGGCUGCAGAAGCCAGGAGCACUUCACUGUACAACUAGAAAGCAUCUGAGUCCAGUGGGGACCCAGGUCAGAGGAAAACCAUUGCUAAAUGAAGUAACCAAGAGAUAGUGUAAUGGAACAAUUUAACCAAGCCACCAGACCUCACUUUGUCCCUCACACUCUAUCUGACGGGUGGGUUUAGGAAUAAAUUAUGAGAAUGGAAUUUCUGAAUGAGGAGGGUGUUUGAACGAUUGGGCGAGGUCUAAUGAAGUCUAAACAUAACAGGUCAUUCAUACUGUUUAUGAAUGAUUACAAGUUGUACAAUGUUCAGUAGAAAGCUGGGAGCUGAACUAAAACUUGGGAGGAACGUCUACGUUAUGCUAACUGGACAUUUGUUGAGCACUUGUGGAGAACUGUGUAUGCGGCGGCGCCAUUUUCAUUCAAUCUCAACAUUAAAGGACCACUAGAGGCACCCAGAGCACUUCAGCUUAAUGAAGUGGUCUGGGUGCCUGGUCCAGCUAGGGUUAACACUUUUUUUUUAUAAACAUAGCAUUUUCAGAGAAACUGCUAUUUUUAUAAUAGGGUUAAUCCAGCCUCUAGUGGCUGUCUCAUUGACAGCUGCUAGAGGCGCUUCCGUGCUUCUCGUUGUGAUUUUCACAGUGAGAAGACGCCAGCGUCCAUAGGAAAGCAUUGUGAAUGCUUUCCUAUGAACUGGCUGAAUGCUGGCGCGGCUCCUGCUGCGCAUGCGCAUUCAGCCGAUGACGUCGCUAUGAAGGAGGAGAGGAGGAGGAGAGCUCCCCGCCCGGCGCUGGAGAAAGGUAAGAUUUUAACCCCUUCCUCUCUCCAGAGCCCGGCGGGAGGGGGACCCUCAGGGUGGGGGCACCCUCAGGGCACUAUAGUGCCAGGAAAACGAGUAUGUUUUCCUGGCACUAUAGUGGUCCUUUAAGCCUUCAAGUAAUUAUAAUAAAAACAAAUUGCAAAGAUACCGUGUUUUUAUAAAUAUACAAAGACAGCUUGAUUGUGUUCCAUUCUUUUCAUUAUAAUCCACGUCUGAAGACUCAAACAAGCAAUACCUGAUCUUCCACAAAGUGAAAAUAAAACACAUUGUAUCACAGUCUUGAAAGCUUCAUUUCAUUUGAAUGUAAGUAAAUGGGAGUUAUCCUGCAUUACUGUGUAUAUACUGUGAGUGCAAGCCCUGAUGACAGUCCUAUGACUGUAACGAGCAGUCCCCAUUCAUUCUGAUGGCAAAUUGCUGUACAGGCAAUCGUACACACCAGGAGUGUAUGCACAUACAUGCCUCCUGCAGCAUUUCUAUUAAGAUUAAAGUGAUAAUAGAAAAUCAGGAGACUCUCGAUUUGCCCGAUAGCUUAUGAAAUUGUCAACUUGUAUGAUAGGUGGGUCACUGGGGGAUGGAAAGCACCCGAGGCCCGUGUCAAUCUCAACUAUCGAGCCAACAGAUGAACACUGUAUCUUUAUUUAACUUCGGCCUUGAUUUAGUAAACUUUCUAAAUGAGUCAAUCCUGAUAAAAAAAAAAAAAAACUUCCCAGUGAUUUAUCUACAGAUGUCACCAUUAAGGAAUAUAGGAAUUUUUGCAGAUUAAUAAUUUUCCAACAGUAUUGAUUAAUUUAUAGAGUGUAUUAAAUUGAUUGUUUGUCAGCAAUAUUUGAUUUGAUUUUUUUCUUACUCAGACAUAAUUCUUGAACAUUAUUUUUCCAGUUGAGUUCAUGUUACAAUUACUUGCUAGAAGAGGUCCUGCAAAAUCAUAUACUGGUGCUUGGUUUGGGAACCCGUGCGUCCCACUGCGUUAAAUCCUGAAAAUGUUUGUAAACCAAUAGAAAUGAUAUUCACAAAAAAAAAAGAAAGAAAAAGGAGAGAAAAAGGUUUUAUAGUCAAGAGAAAAAAAAUAUUUCAUUUAUGCAUGCACAAAUAACCCUUGCAUAUUUAUUCAUGCUAAAAAAUAUUGCCCCUUCAGAUUCAAUAAUAAGAAAAUUGUUCCCCAUUGCUUGCAUGCAUCUGCUCUAUUUAUUUCUUUGAAUGAAUAUGAACAUCUAUAUAGUGAGCAUUGGUGAGAUUGGUUAGAACUCACCAUUCUAAGUUUCUACGUUUAGUUUAAUCUUUUUUUUUUUUUUUUAAAGGACACUAUAGUCACCCCACAAAAAACUGUUAUGAUGUAUAGACCAUGCUUCUGAUGUUUCACUGCUCAAUCCACUGCCAUUUAGGAGUUAAAUCCCUUUUGUUUCUGUAUAUGCAACUCUAGCCACACCUCCCCUGGCUGUGACUGACACAGCAUUCAUGAAAACAAAAUAGCUUCACUUUCAAUCAGAUAGUAACUUACUUUUAAAGUUUUUAUCUCCUGCUCUGUAAAUCUUACUUUAAUUGCAUACAGAAGGCUCCUGCAGGGUAUAGCAAGCUAUUAACAGAGCAGGAGAUAAGACAUUUUAAAUUAUACAUAAUGUGCAAUAAAGGAAGGAUACACAUUAGAUUACUUUUUACAGGAAGUGCUUUGCAAGGAUAUUUAAGUCACAUGCAGGGAUGACAAACAAAGUUAUUUACAUCCAAAAUGGUAGAACAUUGAGCAGUGAGACUGCAGGGGUAUGAUUUAUACACCAAAACUACUUAAUUAAACUAAAGUUGUUUUGGUGACUAUAGUGUCCUUUUAAAUUUAAUUGCCAUUCGUAUUUUUGAAACAUAGGAUAAAUAGGUAAUGUGUGUAUUUACACAGCUAAGCAACUGACAGCACUGAGUGAGCUGAGCUGUAGGGAGACAAGCAGCCUUCAGUAAAAGGAUCAGACAAACAUGUUGAACAUCACGCCUGCUGCUUCUCUGACUGUUUACAGCUAGGUAUAGGAUAGACAGAAGAAGCAUCAUUGCAUACAAUAAGCAAAACAGCCUACACUAGAUCAAAACACGUAGACACGCAAUAGACAGACGUGUAGUGAUCUAUGUACUGUUUCGCUGACUGUCUGCAGCUUUAGUGUAUAUUGAAUGAAGUAGCUGCAAUGUCUAUUUCCAGGGAGCAGAGCAACACAGCCAUGUUUGACAAAUAUUAUACCCAUUGCACAGCGCUACAGAAUUUGCUGGCGCUAUAUAAAUAAUUAAAUAAUAAUAAUAAUACCCCAUGGAUUGGUAACUGCAGGGCCACUACCAGAGCAGCGCAAUGCUCUGUGCAGUGAUAACCGGUCACACAGAUAACGGGGGUAAUUUGUCUUUGUUUUAGGAUUAGACUGGGAACAUCUGACACACCCUUUAUGGACCCCUAUGUGGACGUUGUUCUCAAAAACCUGAAUGUUUCUCUGUCAAAUUGUUAACCUUUUUUUGUGGCACUGAAAUAAUAUAAUUAAAUGAUAAUAUUAAUUAUAAUAAUAAUAAUAAUAAUAAUAAUAUAUUUACAUUGUAAUUAUUUUUCAUGAUUACCUGUUAAAAGGUCCUUUUCUUUUUUUGCUCCAUCACAUUGUUGCCGUAUCAUGGUUCCGUAGGGAAGGAAUACAUGUGGAAAUUUGGCUGUGAAGUUACUAACAUUCACACGACAAGGUUAUUCAAAUAGACUUAUCACAAACAGAUACAGCACGAAGGCAUUCCUUUACCAAAUAAUCGCGAGUUUUGGUGUUGAGUUUGUCUUUUAUUCGAGAGGCAGAAUUUAACCCUUGAAGUAGCAAUAACUAUUUAUACAGAGACCACAAACGGUUUCCUAGAGACACCGUGACAUCAUCGAAUGCACUAUGUAUAUACCUUUAGCAGUGAUAUCGAGCCAUGCUAAACCUAAUAUAGUAGGAUGUUAAGUGUGAGAGUAAGAUCUUUAUGGACCAGAUAGUUAUGUCAACAUUAACCAUCAUUGGUUCUUAAAGGGACACUCCAUACACUUAAUGCAGUUUAAAGCACUUUAGCUUCCUGAAGUGCUUUAUGUAUAAGGAGUGUGCCCUCUUUUUUCAUUUUACAAAAAGUGCAGAUUUCAAUAGAAAUUGGCACAUUUAUAAAUUAACCUUGUUACACCCUGCAUGGCUGUCAAUCAGACAACCAGCCUGGCUACUUCCUGGUUUGGUUAGCUUAUUUGCACUGAACUCAAGAGGCAGCAAUUUUGCCUCGGGAAACCUGCCUUGCAAAGACUUCUCAUUGAACUGCAUUAAGCAGUCUGUGAUUGGACAGCCACAGAAAGUCUGGGCAGGGUUAAAAUGGGAGGGCAUGCAAAGGCUGCAGACAAGAGAUCUAAAACAUUUGCAAACUACAGGGAGUGCAGAAUUAUUAGGCAAAUGAGUAUUUUGACCACAUCAUCCUCGUUAUGCAUGUUGUCUUACUCCAAGCUGUAUAGGCUCGAAAGCCUACUACCAAUUAAGCAUAUUAGGUGAUGUGCAUCUCUGUAAUGAGAAGGGGUGUGGUCUAAUGACAUCAACACCCUAUAUCAGGUGUGCAUAAUUAUUAGGCAACUUCCUUUCCUUUGGCAAAAUGGGUCAAAAGAAGGACUUGACAGGCUCAGAAAAGUCAAAAAUAGUGAGAUAUCUUGCAGAGGGAUGCAGCACUCUUAAAAUUGCAAAGCUUCUGAAGCGUGAUCAUCGAACAAUCAAGCGUUUCAUUCAAAAUAGUCAACAGGGUCGCAAGAAGCGUGUGGAAAAACCAAGGCGCAAAAUAACUGCCCAUGAACUGAGAAAAGUCAAGCGUGCAGCUGCCACGAUGCCACUUGCCACCAGUUUGGCCAUAUUUCAGAGCUGCAACAUCACUGAGUGCCCAAAAGCACAAGGUGUGCAAUACUCAGAGACAUGGCCAAGGUAAGAAAGGCUGAAAGACGACCACCACUGAACAAGACACACAAGCUGAAACGUCAAGACUGGGCCAAGAAAUAUCUCAAGACUGAUUUUUCUAAGGUUUUAUGGACUGAUGAAAUGAGAGUGAGUUUUGAUGGGCCAGAUGGAUGGGCCCGUGGCUGGAUUGGUAAAGGGCAGAGAGCUCCAGUCCGACUCAGACGCCAGCAAGGUGGAGGUGGAGUACUGGUUUGGGCUGGUAUCAUCAAAGAUGAGCUUGUGGGGCCUUUUCGGGUUGAGGAUGGAGUCAAGCUCAACUCCCAGUCCUACUGCCAGUUCCUGGAAGACACCUUCUUCAAGCAGUGGUACAGGAAGAAGUCUGCAUCCUUCAAGAAACAUGAUUUUCAUGCAGGACAAUGCUCCAUCACACGCGUCCAAGUACUCCACAGCGUGGCUGGCAAGAAAGGGUAUAAAAGAAGAAAAUCUAAUGACAUGGCCUCCUUGUUCACCUGAUCUGAACCCCAUUGAGAACCUGUGGUCCAUCAUCAAAUGUGAGAUUUACAAGGAGGGAAAACAGUACACCUCUCUGAACAGUGUCUGGGAGGCUGUGGUUGCUGCUGCACGCAAUGUUGAUGGUGAACAGAUCAAAACACUGACAGAAUCCAUGGAUGGCAGGCUUUUGAGUGUCCUUGCAAAGAAAGGUGGCUAUAUUGGUCACUGAUUUGUUUUUGUUUUGUUUUUGAAUGUCAGAAAUGUAUAUUUGUGAAUGUUGAGAUGUUAUAUUGGUUUCACUGGUAAUAAUAAAUAAUUGAAAUGGGUAUAUAUUUGUUUUUGUUAAGUUGCCUAAUAAUUAUGCACAGUAAUAGUCACCUGCACACACAGAUAUCCCCCUAACAUAGCUAUAACUAAAAACAAACUAAAAACUACUUCCAAAAAUAUUCAGCUUUGAUAUUAAUGAGUUUUUUGGGUUCAUUGGGAACAUGGUUGUUGUUCAAUAAUAAAAUUAAUCCUCAAAAAUACAACUUGCCUAAUAAUUCUGCACUCCCUGUAUAUUUAAAAAAAUGCAUAAUUAAAUUAUGGGUAUAUCUAGUAAAUACUAUUUUUAAUUUGUUUAUCAAUUUUUGUGUUGAUGAUUUUGUUGAUUAUUCCAUGAGUAGAGGGGCCUCUCAUUUCCCUGGCACUGAUUUUGCAGUCCUUAUAAUUGAUCAUUAGAGGGAAGGAUACAUAAAGGCCUGCUGGUUGAUAGUUUACCAGUCCUAUCUUUCUCAGUGCCCACAUACCUGCUCCUUAAAUUAACCUACCACCCACUGAACAUUAAGGAUGAAAAUGGGAGGAUGCGGGUGGCUUGUGUCACAACCAUUUCGGUGUCCUUGAUUAACAGACGUCCUGGAGUCCCCAGUUCUUUUUAUUUUAUUUGUUUGUUUGUUUGUUAGUUUAUUUAUUGAUAUGUUUUGUAUUUAGCUGUCAGUAUGUCUUCUUUUAUUUUAUUUUUCUGAUACCAUUCUUGGUGCUGAUUGGCUGAGAAGCCAGCAGUCAAGGAGUUCUCGUUAGCAAAUCGGAAUCAAGGAGACUCAGGAUUGGUCCAAUUUUGGUUUGUUUACAUUUCUUCUUUCCCAACACUCAUCUGUGGGAGGAAGAUCCCCAGAUCUCAAGCAGCUGUCUUGAGCUAACCUGAACCAAUUUUUUCAAGUGAAAGGAAAUGUCAAAAUGUAUGGCUUUAUUCACCAAAUAGCGGAUCGUGAGAAACGGACAAGGGCAUUACCAACUUCAGACCAAAAUGGAGGAACUGUAAACAUUCUCCUGUUAAUUAUCAAAUAUUGUCUGUUUUGUAAAAUACCUUUUUAAUCGAUAAAGAAAGCAAAAUUCUACAUAUACACGUUGAUUUUUUAAUUUUAUUUUUAAAAACAGAAAACAAAAAGCCACAUAUUCCAUAGCAAGGACAAAUUUAAAUAAGGAUUUAAAAGUAGUUUAUUUUUCUCGUUUAAAGAUAUUUCACAUCUAAAGCUUUUGGAAUUGUUGCAAAGAAUGGGUUGGGUGAAAAUAUGUUAAAUGUUUACUGUACUUCAGAUUCCUAUCUGUAUCUAGUAUUAACCGAAAUCACUGCUGCUUUCUGAAGUUUCACACCAAAAGAACAAACACAUAUGUUUACAAUGGAUGCAAUCACUAACAUAAACAUAAUAAAAACAGCCCCUUUAACUCUGGGUCCAGGUAAACAACAUUCUGCCUCCCAAUUGUGUCACUUUCUAUAAGAUAAUAGGUAAAGACACUUUAAAUGCUACAUGAAUUGUGCUUGUUGGCAUUGCAGACAGCUCAGGGAUAGGUGUAGCUCUGUACAGCACCAUAACGCCCAUUGUACAGCGCUACAGAAUCUGGUGGCGCUAUAUAAAUAAUAAAAUAAUAAUAAUAAAAAUGCCCACAAAGCUCAGGCAGAAUAAUUUGAGCUGAAUUUCAAAGCAGCUAAGGUGGGCGCUGGCUGAGUGUUAUUGGAUUUAUAGUCCACAGUUACAGGACAGCAGAAAUGGUUUAACAGUGUGGGUUACAGUGUCAUACUGAGUACAGGAAUGCAGGGCUUCUCUGACUGUGAGAAACACAAGUUAUCUCGAAUUAGGUAUUGAUUAACUUUCCGCACAGUCUCAGACACAUUUGUCUUAAUAUUCAAAACACUGGAAUAAAAGAAAGACAGUUAAAAAAAAAAGAAAUGACUUUCCAGGACAGUUUCCAAAGUUCAGCCACAUUCUUUAUAAAUACAACCAAUUUCCUUGCAGCCAGGUGUGCACAGACUGGGUGUUGAGAGUUGGUUCAUUGCCCUGUAUGGGCUGGGAAUUAUCUUAAGACACACUGCUGAUGACAUCACUCAAAGUUCUCAAAUUGCAAUUCCUCUGUUGUUGAUCAGGUACUACUUACAAGUAAGACUUGAACUGACUUGUUUUCUGGGAUUUCACAGCACAGAGGUGACAGGAUUUUGCAGUUUUUAAGGAAGGCUGUGCAAGCCAUGACUUAAUUGGUAGUAAGGAUCUGUGAAUGCAGGUAAGUCUGACUGGUCGAUUCUGUGAUACAAAGUAUUCUGGAGCUGUAUAUACUGUCAACAUUUCUUUUUAUACGUUUUGUAAUAUGGUUCCUUCCUUGCUAGUUUUCAAGUUGUGUAAACAACAGGAAACAUCUCAACAAAACGUUUUGAAAGGCUACAAAAUACAAAGUGUUUUAAGUCAAAACAAAUAAAGCACUUUGCAGUUAACACACCAAAGCAGAGAUUGAUACAUUUUUUUUAAUGUGAAGGAGUUCACUUUCUUUUGACAAGUGGUUUAGUUUUGUAUGUGGGGUUCAAAAAAUUGUAUUGAUUGUGUAAGACUCAUGUAAAAUUAUUUGACAUAAAUUUUUGACAUUGUUAAGUCAAGCAAAUCCGUCUGGUUUAUCUGUCAGUAAAUAUAUAAACAGUAUCUGUGUAUGCAUAUGACAUCUAUAUGUAGUUAUGUUGGUUAUAUUUAGCAAUAUCCUGAAUUCUGUCAAUUUGGCAAUUGUUGCUCCUAUUUUAAGGACACAUAGGGUGUAUUUAUGAUACAGAGAACUGUGGUGGGAUUUAAACCAAAAUGUGGGUCAAAAAUUCGAAUUUUUGUUUUGUUCAAAGUAGCUAAUUUGGUGCUACUUUUGCAGAUUUGAUUUUAUAUUACGUCACUUUACUGUUUAGUUAAUAAACCUCAGUAAUUUCUAUGCUUGUCUUUUACAGGAAAUGUUUUUUAUAGUGUACACAUAUAUACAUGCAUAAAUAUGUGUGCUUGUGUGUGUGUGUUCACGCUCGUGUUUUGUGUAUUUUUACACAUUGGUUCUGUCAGCUGAUUUGCGAUAUCAGAGCCAUAGUAUAUUAUUACACUGGUCCAGUGUGUUUUUGCACAUGCAGACCACUUAUUCCACUUCAUUAAAAUAAACACCUGUCCCCAUACUAUUUAUUAAACAAUUUCAGGGGGGUUUCAGAUCAAACUUCAGAAAUCUAGGCCACGAUUGUUAAACCGGAAAAAUAUCACCCACUUGAUGGAGUUACAGAUGUUCCUUAUCUGUUUGUUAAACUGUUUGACAACUCAUUGAUUAGUCAUUUGUUGCAGAUAAUUUUAUGAAAGCAUUUAUAAAGGUAGAUAGCUCUGUCUGUGUGUCUGUCUACAUCUGUUGGUCUAUUUGUCUGUCUGUCUUUCUGUUUAGCUGUCUGGUGGAUAGUGUAAAAUGACUGUAUGUAAAUAGUACAUUGACUAAUUCUGGUGUAUUCCUUCACACUGCAUCUUAUUCACUCUGAAACCUCCUGAUUGAAACAUAGGCUUCCAUACUCUUAGAAUUCCUUCACUGUCAGAUAGUUCUGCAACUUUAGCUUUUCAACUCCCAUGAUGCUUUGCCAAUUUAAGCAACAUCUGGGGAUCUUUUUGGUUCCCAUCUUAUUCUUGAUGUGAUCCUUGUUUUUGGCUACUCUCUCAUAUGUACUAGUGUCAUCCAGAUAGAAGUGUCACAUUCAAAGGGUUAUGUCUAAUUGGAAUUUAAACCAACAGGUAGUUGCUGCCUGAUGCUUAUUAUUAUUAUUAUUAUUGCCAUUUAUAUAGCGCCAACAGAUUCCGUAGCGCUUUACAAUAUUAUGAGAGGGGGGAUUUAACUAUAAAUAGAAUGAUUACAAAAAACGUACAGGAACGAUAGGUUAAAGAGGACCCUGCUCAAAUGAGCUUACAGUCUAUAGGAGGUGGGUUAAAUACUUCAGUGAUCACAUGCUGAUUGUCUUUCUUUGCAAACGUUAAUUUUUUUAAAUUGGGUUUACUGACUAAACCAAGAGCUGCGGAGAAUAAAACGAUGAGCCUUCGUGCUUUCUAGUAGUUUUUGGCUUAAUUUUCUAAAUACAGUUCUGAGUUCAACAAGGUUUAUGGUUUUGUUUUUAGAAGUUGCAUUUUUCGAAGCUGCUUGCUAAGAAAUAAUAACAUUCUCACCUGUAAAAACUACGGUUGGUUUGGGGGUAAUUAAAUGCAGUACACCCAUUGCACUUCAAAGAGCUACAGUAUAGCAGGUCAUAUUACAGACUGCCCUGUGUCUAUAAUGACCUGCUCUUCUUGACAGUAGUUAAAACCAGUUUAAAGAGCCCUAAUCCUACACUAGACAUGCACAACCUGACUUUCAUGGACUAAACUAACCCGUUCAGUGCUGCAGCGGAGAAUUGCAAAGUUCAGCUCUUUGCAGCAGCACUGAAGGACAUGCAGGUGCAAUGAUAGUAACAUUUAAGUAUUGGAUUCCCAAGAGCAACUGAAUAUCAUAGGCAUCCCUGAAAUGGUUCGUUCUUAAGCAACAAAAUAAAAUACUGGGGUUCUUGUGGCUCAAUUGUAGCCAAGAAAGGCACGACCACCAAGUUGCACCCCUUUAUCCCAUGUCAUAAGAUGUGACCUUUUCCUGUAGCUUCCUUACCACCCCCAUGAUAUAGAAUGCAUGGAUAAUUAAGAAUAUAUUCCAGGGGUCCUGUAGAAUGCAAUCCUCUGUAUUAAGGUUUACCCACUGUAAUUUCUCUAGACUUUAGUACAUAGUUGAAACGAAGCCUAGAGUGGACCGUAUUUUAACACGACAGAUCAUAUACUGUGUGGAUGGUGACUUUGCCUGUCUGUGAGUUAUUCCCCAUAAUUAAUGGGUAAUGAUGCACAGAUCACCUCCUUACAGUCUGUGGGAAUCAUUCACAGAUAGACAAUAAUAAACUGGUCUACCCAAGAUUAGUGGGAGUUACACUCCACUGUGGUACCUGCAGUCAUUGUAAUGACAGCACCUGCUGCCCAACAAUCUAGCUCCCACCAAUCCCAUCCAGCAAUAGGACAUGUAUUUCACAAUGCUACCCUUAAAGUAAAAAAUUCUAUUUAACCUUUACACUACCCUAACAUACAUUACUGUUACACACUACACUAUACAUUAACUCUUACAUUACCAUACAACAGUAGACCUAUCACUAAACAUUAGCCUACAUGAAACAUUAACCCUUGCACUACACAAAUACUUUUUUUUACAAUCGGGUAGUAGAGUUCUGCACACUAGUAUAUUGAUGCACCAGAGAUAUGUAGGGGAGUUCCGCUAGCCCCAAUAUAAAUUCAGAAGUACAGAGCCACAGGUUACACAGUGAACGGUGAAAAGUAAUGUAUAUUUAAUUAUGGCCGAAACGGCAUAUAUUUGUUUCGUCUCUUGGACCAUAAUUAAAUAUACCUUUCUUUUCACCCUGCAAUGUGUAGCCUAUGGCUCUGUACUUCUACUUUUUUUACAAUGCUAUUUCUGUUUUGUACUAUGGCCUGAGGUAAUUUAAGGCACUGAAAGGCGACUAAGUAAUGUCACAGGAAAUGACAACCGUUCCACAAAAUAACAGCCAGUAUCAACAGUCUCAUUCUGAGGAAUUAGUUACAGGAUAACUGUAGCAGCCAAAUAAUUCUGAACUUUCUUGAAAAGGUUGCAGAUAUCAGCAAAAAAAGAAAAGAAACAGAAAAUCUCUCUUAAAAGUAAAACUUACAAACAUUAUUUUUUCUUUUCUUCUUUACACUUUCACUUUUCCAGUAUUUAAAAAAACCAGUUUCCAAGCCGCGGUUGCGUACCAUUCUGUACUGUGCUAUAGGGAUACGUCUUACUAAUAUAAUCACUCUUGGUAACAUUGCACUCCAUUGUAGAGAUGGAAGAGAUGGCCACGCUGCACAUGGCGCUAUUUUCACAGGCUACAUCUACUUCUCCUUGAAUUAUGCAACAUAACAACUUGGCAAGAUUUCAAAGGUAUCAAGUUCUCCUCCGUGCCCAGAGUGGCUAAUAACUGCAUCGAUUUGCAAAAAUUGCUGACGUUACUACGUGCAUAGACCACGUUCUCAUCCAUCUUCCAGGGCAUAGACUGCAAAUAACCUUAGUGAAUAACAUUACCACUGAUAUCAGCUGAAUCAAUUGGCAGUGGGGGCUAAGCUAUAUAUCCUAUAACCCCGAUGGGAAUUUUGUAGGAUAAUGAUGCAUCCCUCUAAUACGUUAUUUGCCACAAAACACACUGCUUUAACCUGCCACCAUUCCCCCUUCUACUAAUCGGAUUACUCCAAAAUGAGCAGUACGUGUCAUGAUAAAGAUUACUGCUGUCAGGAAUGGAAUCUCAAGCUAAAUCCACUACACAAUGUACAAAUGUUUUUGCGCUACUUCUGUCUUCCUACCCUACAACCUGUGCUCUUGACCCUAUUCCCUCACAUUUAACUUUUUCUCUGCCCUCCUCAGUUGCUUUGUUUCUUACUAAAAUGCCCAGUCUUUCACUCUGCUUUGGUGUCUUUCCUGCAACCUUUAAGCACGCAACCAUAAUUCAUGUAUUAAAAAGCCCAACCUGUACCCAAAUACGAAAUCCAACUACCACCUCAUUGCUCUAUCAUUUGCCUCCAAGAUCCUGGAGAAACUUGUAUAUUCCAGACCGAUUAACUUUCUCAAAUCUAACUCUCUGUUUGACCCACUUCAUGAUUCAAUUACUGCGAAACCCAAGUGUCACGGCUCCCGUCUAAUUUUUCUGGACUUUCCUGCUGAUUUUGAUAAUGUCAUACUUUACCCGUUAUAAAGUUAUCUAUGUAACUAUCUCAUGAUUCUCCUCCUACCUCUUCCAGUACUCUCUCGGUUUCUUUUUGUCUGAUGCUUCCUCCCCUCUGCACCUCUCUUUGUCUGUGUUGAGGUCCUAUUCUCUGUCUUCUUCUUCUUCUAAUGCCUCUCUUGGACUACUAAUCAGUUCUUUGGUAUGGAGUAUCAAUUUAUGCUGAUGGCACUCGGUUCUACCUGUAUUUUCUAGAUAUCUCUAGUUCCCAUUCGAAUCAUGUCUCUAGCUGUUUCCCUGUCAUUUGUAACUGGAUGACCGCUCGCAUUCUUUAACGUCUCUCCAAAGCAGAACUUCUUGUCUUCCUCCUUCAAAAACUACUGCCCCCGUGCCACUUUCCCUGAAGGUCAUUGAUCCUAUCAACACAGCCCCAGAGACUUGCUGUCUUGGCAUUCUUUUAGAUUCCAACCUCUGCUUCACCCCUCACAUCCAGUCAAUCACUAAACCCUGUCAUUUCCAUCUGCAUCUACCACUACGUAACAUCAGAUACAGCUAUGGUGCUCGUCCAUACCACCAUCAUAUCAUAAACCUUUAAUAUCCUUCCUUACUCCUCCCUCCCCACAUUCAAUAUCUAGUUCUAUUGCAAGAACUAUGAUUGCAAACAACGGUUUAAUUUGUGUGAGAUGUGUAAUUAAACCCGACUCCCCUCUGACUUAUUAAAUAUACUAACAGUGUUUGAGCUGGUGCUGUACGCCCAACUUGUUUUGUUGCAACUUCUUGUUUGUUGUGCUGUUCUGCAGAAUCUCUAACUGCUUGUAAAUAAUAGUAAUCGUAAUAAUAAUAAUAAUAAUAAUAAUAGCAUUGUACACACCACCUACUACUUCUAAAUCCUAUAUUUUAACUCUAAUCGUUGUCAUCCAUUGGCAAUUGUCAACCCAUGUACCUAGGGUCUCCAUUCAAUUUUAGUUCUUCCCAUUUCUGUGUUUUGUUUUCAUGUCUGUAACCUUUGAGUUUAUAACAUACACAGAGGCAUGCUUAUAGCAAUAUUUACAGGCAGGUGGAUUGAUUGCAAUCAGUUAAGACAUUGCGAAACAUGUUUCAGUGAAACAUGGAACCUUCUGUAUACUGGGUAAACACAUGUCUCAAUAUUGUAACCUUACAGCUAUAAAACCACAGCCAUUGUCUCUGGCUGGCCAAUGUACGUCUGAGACAAAUUAUCUGUUGUUUGUUUAACCAUGGCUACGGGAGUACUACAGUUACAAUUAUUUAUAUAGCGCCAACAUAUUGUGUAGCGCUAAACAGUAAUUACACAAGACAAACAUUUAAUUGUAAGAAACAUGUGUCACACACAGGAACAGUAUGUGAAGAUGACCCUGCCCAAAUUAUCCUAUGAUCUACGCUCCUGUACUGACACUGUUUAAAAGGUACUUGUUAAAAACGACAUGGUGCCAUUUCUUUGAAGAAAAACUCUAUGUCCAAAUCGCAUAUAUUUGUAAUGCAUAUUUUUAAUGGCUGCAGAAAACUAUGCAGUUACUAAAAUUUGCACAAAUAGAGAAGCAUUGAGGACAAAUCUCUACUCCAAAGUGUCUCAUAAGGAUAAGUGGUUUUAUUGAGAUUUAUAGGUUCAUAGAAAAAAAACAUAGUUUAGAACUAUAUUGGUUUAAGCGCCUCAUCAGUUCAAGUAUUCAUUUUUGGUAACUUUCUAAAGAAAAGGCUGCUGUGGACUAAAAUUCUUACCAGGCUCAGUUAACCAUUGGAUGAGAUUGAUUGGAGUUGUAUUCCACAUAAGUUGUUGAGGAAGCUGUUUCCUUACUAUGCCAUUACAACCACAAUUUUCUAUUUCUGGAUUACCUUUUCAAAUUUUUGAAUACUUUGGAUAAACUUUUCAAAUAUAUAUUUUAUCAAAAUAUUCAAAUAUCAAAAAUAUAUCAUAUAUAACAAGAAUUAUAAAAUCGAGGCCUACAUUAAAUGUAUAAUUUAACUCUCACUAGUCUCAGCCAAAAUCUCAUUAAGUACGAUAGUUGAAGUUGUAAUCCAGCAGAGUUAGGCAAAUGUUGCAUGCAAUUUGAUUGGAUAUAAAUUCCUAACAUAGGCCUCAAUUUAAUAUUUUUGGAUAAAACUUUAAAAUGAUUGUGCGCCAUAGCCAUUGACCUAUGAACUACAGCUACGCCUGGUUGUGAAAGGCGCAACUGGCACAAAGAAUUCUAGGAUUGAACCUCAAGCACUGCAGGAUGCACUUAGUUGUUAUAGAACAGGGGUAGGCAACCUACGGCACUCCAUAUGUUGCAGACUACAUUUCCCAUGAUGCUUUGCCAGUAUUAUGGCUGUAGGCGCAUUAUGGGAGAUGUAGUCCAAAACAUCUGUUAUAGAGCCUGUUAUAGGGCUUACCUAUCAAUAAUGAGAUUAGUAUAAGUACAGAUAUGGAGUGUGAUUUAAGCCAUCGAGUGACUUGAGUCAAAUUAAUUGCAUUUUGAGCCAAAUUUCAUUCAGUGGAGCAAUAACCAUGGCAACCAAUAGAAUUCUCCUGUUAAUUGGCCCACAUUUAUUCUACUGGCCAGAAUUGCUUUUUAUCUAUAAUCCUUAUCGUGUAAAUCUCUUGGGUUUAAAAGGUUAAGUAACAGCUGUCCCUGGCAAUGCACACUUUCCUGUUUUUUCUCUCUUGACAUGUAAAUAGAACAGUCCGACUGUAUUCCUUGGAAACAGGUACAAGUGAUUUCUUUGAAGUUCCAGACUGUGUUAAUAAAAGCAUAAGCUGUAUUAUUAUUAUUUUUUUUUAGGGAAGACUGAAAACAUUUGAACCAUUCUUGGAUUACUUUUUUUUUUUUUUUUUCAUGCGGCAAAAUAAUCUUUGAUUUUGACUUUCUUUGAUGUUUCAAUUAACAUGUUUAGUUUUGUGUCUGCUACAAGCCCUAAAAGAAAAAAUACUCCUUGAAAUAGGAAAGUUGAACGUGUUCUAGUGUAAAAAAAGAAUGCCUUAAAUGUCAAGAAUUUGAAAACUGCCACCCUGCUGUGGGCUCGCUGUUCGUGGCAAAAUGGAGCCACUGGUGUGUGUACAUCAGUUCAACAAUGAUCUCCUUUGACAGAGCCCUAAACACUGAAUGGAUUAGUUUACUCUCAAUAAUAUGGUUAAUUACUAGACAAUUCACAUUGAAUCUCAGAAGUGUAGAAACAGCCUGAAGAUGGACGGACAGACAGAUUUAAUUUUUCACAAAAAAAACUCUCAAACUUAAAAAAAACAAAUAAUGUAAGGAAUAAAAACAAAAACAAAAAACACAUUACAUAAAAAAUAGACCUUUUCUACAAUCACAUGUAAAAUCCAACAUGGUUCAAAUGUAAAAUCCAACACGGUUCAAAGCUUUAAAAUGAAAGCAGACAUUCUGUAUAUAUUCCCUUUAGUUAUUGCACACUUUCUUUUACAUAAUUCUGAAUGGAAUAGAGAACCCAAACAACAAAAUGUGUGUCAUGGUUCAGAUACUGAUGGACUAAAUGAUGCCCUACAUCUUUAUCUGCAUUGAAUAGGUAAUCUGUCUUCCUCUCUCUCUCUCUCUCUCUCUCUCUCUCUCUCUCUCUCUCUCAGUGAUAUUGUAUCCCUUCCUGGUGUUUGAAUAUAUUCUUAAUCAUCUUAAAUGGAAACAUUGCAUUUCUUGUUUAACCUUCCUCAAAUUUAAGGUUUUAAAGAGCUCCACCUUCUAUUAACAAGUCCAUGUUAUGGGAACGAAGGUGACUCAAAAUGACAUUAAUCAAAGUGCUAUACAAACACCUUAAUAGUAGCAGCGGUCCAAACCACUAACCCACUAACUUGCCAUUAUCGAUGUUUGUUUCCACUGGGUAAUUAUCAAUUCCCACACUUUCCAUUUGUUUUCCCAACUACAAGGUAAACGAGUACACAGUUCAUCUCAAGCUCUUACUGUAAAUGGACAAUGAACACAGUCUAUCUUGGGAGUUCAUUGGGGGUUAGGCAAUCUCUAUAUUGUCUUUAUAGGAGUCUCCGGUGUUACAAAGGUUGGAUGUUUAAAGAACAUGAAUUCAAGUAAAUAUUGAAAUAUUUUAUUAUUUAAUUCGUGCUUUCAUUGUUCCUAAUAUACAAGUGUAAACUAUGGUACAAUGAUCGCUUCAACUGAAAGCAUGGGUAUACAAAUACAAUUAUAUAGUGCCAAUAUAUUCAGCAGCACAGUGCCAUAGGAAAAACAAGACAAAAAAUGCUAACAAAACACAUUUGUCUUUCGGGAACGAUAGGUGAAAAGAACCCUGCCAAGCAGGCUCCCAAUCUAAAAAAGUUGGGAGAGAAUGGGCAAAUAUCCCCAAGAUAAUCUUGUGGGGGUGAGGGUGCAAGGGAUAAAAAAUAGGGCUGUAGCAUUUUGUCGAUAGAAAACUGCAUUGUUUAACAUAUGCUUCCUGAGGACCGUUGGGUUUGUAAUAAAUGGCUGCCCCCAGAUCUUCCUUGGUUCCUACACUGAAUAUUAUGACACUGGGAAAGGAUUUGUGAUUUUUCAUUUUUUUUUUUAAUUUGCUAAAUUACAGAAUGUAUUUCAUAUAUAGAAAUCUCUAUUACAUUACCAUUGGAUAUCCACAACUUGUUAAAAAAAAAAACUUUGCAUGCCAUUUGUUAACUCACAAAUGCAUUGCUUUGCACAUUUUAAUACUAUUUACUUGGACUUGAUGAACUUUAAAAAAAAAAAUGUCCAACUUCCGAUCACCUUGAGUCCCUGCAACCUGUCUCUAUGUAACCUACUGAACGUGUUGUAGAGUUUGUGGAUGUCGGAUCCUACAUUUAAAUACAUCCAACAUUCCGAACUAUAGACCUACGGAGCUAUAAACGUACGUCAGAACAUGGUGCUAAUUAUUCUACAACAGGAAUAGUAGAUAACAAAGAGAUUAGAAAGUAAUUUCCUUACGGGAUUUCUUAAGUGCUGUUUUAUUUUAAUAUAGACUCACUUAUGAGUUGUUGUUUUUUUCAUAUGUAUUCCAAUUAUAUUCAUUAUUUUGUCUUUGUUAUACUUUUUUAAGGUUAAAUGUUUAAUCCCUCACACUCUAAGAAGUCGCCAAAUUGUCUGCAAAACAACACAACAGCAAUACUAUAAUUAUUUAAGCGUUUAUAAAAGAUAUAUUGUUGCUGGGACUAUUAAAUGCAUUAUUAACAUAAUAAUUAACAUUACGGGAGAGAUAGCUUAAAUACAGGCAGUUCCUUGAAAGUUAAAACGUUUUUGGAAUUAUAUUUGUCAGAAAAAGUGUGAUUUUCCUGUGUUCCCUGGAAUAACAUAUGAAUAAACUGUAUAUAAGUUCUACUGCUGUAAACCUCAUUAACCUACAUUGCUAAACCGCAAUCGAGACAUUUUAAACAAAACAAUUAUAUCGAUAUUCUUUAGUUUCUUGGUCAUUGCUACAUUUGUUUAAUUUAAAGGGAGACUUUAAGCACCAUAACAACUUCAUCUCAAUCAAGAUAUUAUGUUGCCUGCAGAUCCUGGGCUCCGUCCUACAUGAAGAGGUUAAAUUGAUUUGUAAUGGUAUAACGAACACCUUGCAUUUUGUAUGAACCGUUCGUUCAUAUACUCCCGAAAUGCUAGGGGCUUAGUGAUUAUAGCCCGUUCGCAUAGUACACUGAUUCGUACUUUCCCGAAAUCCAAGUUAGUUGUGAGAAUAAAUCCACCGGUUCGUCAUUCGCAUACCCAAAUAUCAGAUGAGACUUGAUGAAGGGUACAAUAGGAAUGUUUUAUCAUGGCCAGAUGGCCCACUUUUAUACACAGACCCCCAGCAGGGGGUCUCAAGCAAGAGCAUAGCAGAAUACUCCCACAACACACCUGUGUCUGGGGGAAAAUUUAGUGAACUUUGCUUAAACUAAUUAUCUCCCAGGCACUAGAGUUACAAAUCAUAAAACCUAAAAUAUUAAAAAAAUACACAUAACACAUAGAGGAACCCCCACAUAUAUUAUAUCCCCGGAUAGCCUGGAUCUGAGCACCCAAUUUGUCCAAAUAUCGCUCAGAACCCACGAACACAGCCGAAUAGUCCCCGGGCUAAAGUUUUGACCAACUGCACAUGUGGCCAGCCCAAAUUAGUUUCAUAGAAUCAGUGGUAGCAGUCGGUCAAUUUCAGGAGUUUCCAAAAUUAACAAAAAGAUGACUCAUAAGUAGCGAUUGUUCGCCUACCGAACAGCGCACUCCUGGCUUGGCGUGGAAAGAAGCAGGUGUCUGUGAGGGUUUGCCGGUGUUCGCGAGGUCGAGUGUCUGACUUAGAGUUCCAGACACUCGACGACCAAGUCCUGCUGCAUGCUUUCGUGCCACACAGAGAGAGCACUUAAGUUUGUGGUUUAUUUUAAGUUAAUGAGCCAGGGGGUUGCUUGGCGUUCAGUAGAUCCCUCUACCGAAUGCAGGGAAAGUAGCUGGGAGAAUAACUGGGUUUUGUCACAAACGGAAGAAUGGAAGAUACCUUUCUCCUGCAAUUUUCUGAAAGGAAAGCUAAUGAUAGGCUAGUGAUACAUCUGUGGGCCAAAAAUGCAAAGAAUCCCAUUCCUAUUACUAGUGAUACAUCUGUGGACCAAACAUGCAGAGAAUCCCAUUCCUAUUGUUAGUGAUACAUCAGUGGACCAAACAUGCAGAGAAUCCCAUUACUAUUACUAGUGAUACAUCAGUGGACCAAACAUGCAGAGAAUCCCAUUACUAUUACUAGGGAUACAUCUGUGAACCAAACAUGCCGAGGAUCCCAUUACUAUUACUAGUGAUACAUCUGUGGACCAAACAUGCAGAGAAUCCCAUUAAUAUAACUAGUGAUACAUCUGUGAGCUAAACAUGCAGAGAAUCCCAUUACUAUUACUAGUGAUACAUCAGUGGACCAAACAUGCAGAUAAUCCCAUUACUAUAACUAGUGAUACAUCAGUGAACCAAACAUGCAGAGAAUCCCAUUACUAUUACUAGGGAUACAUCUGUGAACCAAACAUGCAGAGAAUCCCAUUACUAUUACUAGUGAUACAUCAGUGGACCAAACAUGCAGAGAAUCCCAUUACUAUUACUAGUGAUACAUCAGUGAACCAAACAUGCAGAGAAUCCCAUUACUAUUACUAGUGAUACAUCAGUGAACCAAACAUGCAGAGAAUCCCAUUACUAUUACUAGGGAUACAUCUGUGAACCAAACAUGCAGAGGAUCCCAUUACUAUUACUAGUGAUACAUCAGUAGACCAAACAUGCAGAGAAUCCCAUUACUAUUACUAGUGAUACAUCAGUGGACCAAACAUGCAGAGAAUCCCAUUACUAUUACUAGUGAUACAUCAGUGAACCAAACAUGCAGAGAAUCCCAUUACUAUUACUAGUGAUACAUCUGUGGACCAAACAUGCAGAGAAUCCCAUUAAUAUAACUAGUGAUACAUCUGUGAGCAAAACAUGCAGAGAAUCCCAUUACUAUUACAAGUGAUACAUCAGUGAACCAAACAUGCAGAGAAUCCCAUUACUAUUACUAGUGAUACAUCAGUGAACCAAACAUGCAGAGAAUCCCAUUACUAUUACUAGUGAUACAUCAGUGAACCAAACAUGCAGAGAAUCCCAUUACUAUUACUAGUGAUACGUCAGUGGACCAAACAUGCAGAGAAUCCCAUUACUAUUACUAGUGAUACAUCAGUGGACCAAACAUGAAAAGAAUCCCAUUACUAUUACUAGUGAUACAUCAGUGAACCAAACAUGCUGAGAAUCCCAUUACUAUAACUAGUGAUACAUCAGUGGACCAAACAUGCAGAGAAUCCCAUUACUAUUACUAGUGAUACAUCAGUGGACCAAACAUGCAGAGAAUCCCAUUACUAUUACUAGUGAUACAUCAGUGAACCAAACAUGCAGAGAAUCCCAUUACUAUUACUAGUGAUACAUCUGUGGACCAAACAUGCAGAGAAUCCCAUUAAUAUAACUAGUGAUACAUCUGUGAGCUAAACAUGCAGAGAAUCCCAUUACUAUUACUAGUGAUACAUCAGUGGACCAAACAUGCAGAGAAUCCCAUUACUAUUACUAGUGAUACAUCAGUGAACCAAACAUGCAGAGAAUCCCAUUACUAUUACUAGUGAUACAUCAGUGGACCAAACAUGCAGAGAAUCCCAUUACUAUUACUAGUGAUACGUCAGUGAACCAAACAUGCAGAGAAUCCCAUUACUAUUACUAGUGAUACAUCAGUGAACCAAACAUGCAGAGAAUCCCAUUACUAUUACUAGUGAUACGUCAGUGGACCAAACAUGCAGAGAAUCCCAUUACUAUUACUAGUGAUACAUCAGUGGACCAAACAUGAAAAGAAUCCCAUUACUAUUACUAGUGAUACAUCAGUGAACCAAACAUGCAGAGAAUCCCAUUACUAUAACUAGUGAUACAUCAGUGGACCAAACAUGCAGAGAAUCCCAUUACUAUUACUAGUGAUACAUCAGUGGACCAAACAUGCAGAGAAUCCCAUUACUAUUACUAGUGAUACAUCUGUGGACCAAACAUGCAGAGAAUCCCAUUAAUAUAACUAGUGAUACAUCUGUGAGCUAAACAUGCAGAGAAUCCCAUUACUAUUACUAGUGAUACAUCAGUGGACCAAACAUGCAGAGAAUUCCAUUACUAUUACUAGUGAUACAUCAGUGAACCAAACAUGCAGAGAAUCCCAUUACUAUUACUAGUGAUACAUCAGUGGACCAAACAUGCAGAGAAUCCCAUUACUAUUACUAGUGAUACAUCAGUGGACCAAACAUGAAAAGAAUCCCAUUACUAUUACUAGUGAUACAUCAGUGAACCAAACAUGCUGAGAAUCCCAUUACUAUAACUAGUGAUACAUCAGUGGACCAAACAUGCAGAGAAUCCCAUUACUAUUACUAGUGAUACAUCAGUGGACCAAACAUGCAGAGAAUCCCAUUACUAUUACUAGUGAUACAUCAGUGAACCAAACAUGCAGAGAAUCCCAUUACUAUUACUAGUGAUACAUCUGUGGACCAAACAUGCAGAGAAUCCCAUUAAUAUAACUAGUGAUACAUCUGUGAGCUAAACAUGCAGAGAAUCCCAUUACAAUUACUAGUGAUACAUCAGUGGACCAAACAUGCAGAUAAUCCCAUUACUAUUACUAGUGAUACAUCAGUGGACCAAACAUGAAAAGAAUCCCAUUACUAUUACUAGUGAUACAUCUGUGAGCUAAACAUGCAGAGAAUCCCAUUACUAUUACUAGUGAUACAUCAGUGAACCAAACAUGCAGAGAAUCCCAUUACUAUUACUAGUGAUACAUCAGUGGACCAAACAUGCAGAGAAUCCCAUUACUAUUACUAGUGAUACAUCAGUGGACCAAACAUGCAGAGAAUCCCAUUACUAUAACUAGUGAUACAUCAGUGGGCCAAACAUGCAGAGAAUCCUAUUACUAUUACUAGUGAUACAUCUGUGAGCUAAACAUGCAGAGAAUCCCAUUACUAUUACUAGUGAUACAUGAGUGGACCAAACAGUCAGAGAAUCCCAUUUCUAUUACUAGCGAUACAUCAGUGGACCAAACAUGCAGAUAAUCCCAUUACUAUUACUAGUGAUACAUCAGUGGACCAAACAUGCAGAGAAUCCCAUUACUAUUACUAGUGAUACAUCAGUGGACCAAACAUGCAGAGAAUCCCAUUACUAUUACUAGUGAUACAUCAGUGGACCAAACAUGCAGAGAAUCCCAUUACUAUUACUAGUGAGCUAAACAUGCAGAGAAUCCCAUUACUAUUUGUUUCAGUUUAAAACCGAAACAUCCUAAAGCUCUUAGUCAAUAAACCUUAGACAAUAAGCACGUGCAGGGUUUUCUUCCUGGUAUAAUAUAAUUAGUCCGUAUUAGCCCAGCUUAUUGUAUUCUGACACUCAGCUACUGAAUAUGUUAAGGACAAGACAAAGCAAAACUAUUUCAUCAUUGCUUGUUACAAAACAAUAGGGAAAUGGCAGUGUUUACCUAGAACAUUCCUGUGUUCUGUGGAUUAAAGGUGCCUUGUCAUUGUGUAUUUAUGAUCUAAGCAGGAAAAGUAUUUAAACAGACACUUCAGGCAGAUUAUGGCCACCAUGGUGACAGCAUUAUGGAUACAUUUCAUUGUAAGUGCAAAAUAUAAAUUAUAAUAAAAUAAAAUCAGUGUUGUUUUGCAGAGACCAGGAAAUACUCCGAUCUUUUUUUUUUCCAGAGUGAGAGCUACACAAAUUGCACAUUUUAAUCGAUUUCCAGGUUAGAGUUUGUGGGAUCCCAUGUUAGGAUAAAUGUAUCAGUGGAGAACCAAGUUAAGGUCACCGGAAUUCCAUACGGGUGGACGUAGUUCACAUUAGUAUAGUUCUAGGUUACACAAUAGAGGUUAGGGUGAGUGAGCUGGGAUUAGAUCAAGCGUCAAGCAAUAAAAUAAGUGAAACCCGCUACACAGGAGACCCAGGGAAUGUUAGGUAGUUAUACCUGUGUUCACCCUCCCUGUAUUUCGGUAACUGGAUACACAUAUUAUAAAAUGAGAGUACUCUAUAAACUAAAAUACUCUUUUUUUUUUUUAAAGUUUUUUUCUUGCGGUAAUGCCAGCCUCCAACAGUCUUCUUUGAACAAUUCAUGCUGAAACAUCCCUACUUCUUGCAGCAUUUAGCUAAGGCAGUUAAAGAGACACUCUGAGCACCAUAACAAUGUUAUCAAAAUGAAGUUGUUAUGGUGCCAGGAGGUUGCUGGCACUUCUUUACCUUAAGGGUUAAAUCAUUCACAAAUGGUUUAACCCGAGAGUCUGCUCUGCAAUGCUAUUUCUCUUUGUCGCCGCUCACAUCCGCUUUGAAAAAUGUUGUACAUACCUCUUUUUGUGAAUAGGGAGCUACUGAUAGGCUUAGAACAUCAACGGACUGCUCUAAGCCAAUCAGUCGCGCCCCUGCCUGGCGGCAGUUCAGGACUUCCAUUAGAAGAAUUUCUGAAAACAGACGUGGACUGGGACAGAGAAAUGUUGCUGCAGAGCAGGCUUUGGAGUUAAACUUUCAUGAACAGUUAAACCAUUAACAGUAAGGAAGUGCCAGGUACCUCCUGGCACCAUCACAACUUCAUUUCAGUGACAUUGUUAUGGCGCCCUUUGUGUUCCUUUAAUCACUUGUUUUCACUUGUAUUCACUUGUAUUCUCAGACACUCUUAAAGUCCAUUUAUAUGUUGCAUUCUCAAUUAUUUGGAGGGCACCAAAGAGUCUAUAAAAAUAUCACUUACUCCGAUGAACAAUAAAUGCAAACCCAGCAUAGUAAAUUAAAAUAGUAUAUAAAAUAUAUAAAAAUGCACACUUUAAAAUCUGGUCCCUAGGUUUGCGUUUUGUGUGUUAAUAAAAAAGUGUCAUUAUUUGUGAGUUUGUUAACAAUAUCAAUGAAACGUGUCCUCCUUUUUGUUCCUCUGCAAGAAAAAGGCCAACACCCCUUUAUAUAUUUGGUUUUCUCUGUUUAUACUCAAGUUGGAAAUCUAUAUUAACUGCUUGCUUGUAUUGUUAGCUAUGCAUUAAUAUAUUAUGAUUUAAAUUAGAAUGUUAUAAUUUAGUGCUCUUAAAAAGUGAACUCAUAGCCGCUGGAUGUGCCUCUUGUAAUUACAGUAUUAUUUUGUAACUUAGAUCUGCUACUAACCUUUGACCUCUCCCAACAUUCUUCUUUUCCUGAUCUGUGCCCUGACCUUUACUCCUCUUGCAAUCUUUAUUGUAUAGGUACUGCCCCUCCGGGUUAUUAUGUUGCACUCUCUAGCAGACAGUUGGCUUGGAACAGUUUGCAAAGUUUGCACAAUCUCACUUUCUUUUUAAAGGGACACUCCGGGCUGGAAUUACUACAUAUGUUUUGUUACAGAUAAUGCAUUAACAAUUUACAGACAUUAUAAUAAAUAAGAGAAUAUUUACCUCAUAAAAGCUCCACCUCUUUGGAAAGUUCCUACUCUUCAUCCUAUGUAAAUUACAAUGUCCAGGAAGUGGCUAGAAUCUGUCAGCCAAUCCUGUUUUGUUACAUAGCAAUCUAUGAGAGCAUUAGUGGACUUGUGUGGGUGCAUGUUGUAUUUUUUUAAUGCACUCUAGACCCCUAAAGCUAUUUAGCUUGCUCAAAUGCUUUAUGUAUGAAGAGUGUGUCCUGAUUUUUAUUUUGACAGUGAAGUGUCCCGUUAAAAAGACAAACCACUUAACUAAGCCCAACUCACUUAGCCUAAUAAUAUCUACAAUCUGACCAGUUUGUGGUUUGCCUCCUGUUUCAUUUAGAUUGCAAGCUUGUGUGCAAGGCUUUGCAAAUAUACUGUGUUUCACUUUCUGUCUAUCAAACUGUACCCCACAUCAUCAAAUGUCUAUCAAACUCUAUCUCCCACAUAUUUUAAGAAAUAUAUACGAAAAUCUUUAUAUUAAUAGCAAUAAUAAGAAAUGCGGAAACUAACAAGUGCUUUUGAAAAUACUUUUGCAUUUUUUUUUACAUCCUUAUUAUGUCAAUGUUCAGAUUAGGAAUGUAUUUUUUUUUUUAAAUCAAAAUAUUCUUUUGUUUCGAAUGAAAGCUCUGGUAAUGAUUAGUGAAUUAUGGGGACAGUAUUCCCUUCCACAGCAUGCUGUUACCGCACAAUUAACAAUGUUAAUGGAACAUUGUGAGUGUGGCGAGGUUUUGGUUCAAUAACCCCAGUGUACUUAGAGUAACAAUAUUAUGCAACAAAGACUGCUUAAAUGUUAACAUGCUGUUAUGCAAGCACACUUUUUGGCUGACCUUGAUUAGCAAUGUCCGAUUCAGUAAGAAUGUUUAUAGCUUAACAACACAGUACAUUAGCAAGAAAUACAGAUGAGGAACCAAAGGUCCCUAAUUAUCACUGGUGUUUAGGAAUUUGUCUGUGAAUAGAGUCCAGUUAGGCUUGUGUGGGUCACAAUCUCCAUGGACAUUUUGUGAUUUAUCUAAUUGCUUUGUAAACAGACACACUGUGGGUUACUGUACUAAUACAUUACAAAAAAGUAAUAUAUUGAACAGUUAACAUAUUUUUCAUUUUAAAAUAAAAUUGCAAGUGUUUAAGAAAUUACAUAAUUGCUCACAUUAUUUGUGAAACAGAACAAACUUAGCUGCUAUGAAUCUAAAAGCACAGUAAGGUAUUUCUAUAACAUAAUUAUUGGAAGGGAUGUUUUCCAAGUACAAUUUCAUAUGCUUUUUUUCAAAGUAGCACUAUUAUAUUUGUUAUUUUUUGUCGUAUGCUGUUUAUACAAACACCUUUGCCGUGGUCAUGAUACCAAGAUAUGAUACCUGUUUUACAGUAAUGGUCCAAACAGUUUUUCAAUGGUUUGCCCACUUACCUGGUCCAGCAGGUGAUGAGGGUCUUUCCUUGCGGGCUGUGACAUGGAUCCAACUUUGCAGAAGCCAGAGGCCAAUUUUGCCAGCCAUUCAUUAACUUAGAGCGUCAGCCAAUAAAUGACUUUCUAUGCACAGAAAUAUGCACGGAAUUGACAUUAGUCAUCCCAGAACUCUUGGCUAAUGAUGCCACAAUGAUGCUGCUAGGGGUUUACAUAUACCUCGGGCAGCGAAUGGGUUAAGCUCCCUAUGUGCAGUGUUUCAUAGUGAAAUGCUUAAUAUUAGACUCUAGUCACCAUCACCACUUCAAAUCACAUUUUAAUGAUACCAUAAAAAUAAUGCAGACAUUUACCCUUAUCCUAGUUCUAACACUAACCUUAGAAUUUAUACACAAACUAUAGGCCCUUGUUUUUUUUUAAUGUAAUAUAAAAUUUGCAUAAUGACAAAGCAUGUGUUGAUUUAAUAUAAUGCUAUCUCGGGAUUCUGGAAACAUUCCUAAACCAUUUAACCUUUGUUCUACUACUUUAUUAUGAAUUGUCCAGAAGCCCUGGAUAGAUGACAUAUUUGAUGAAUAAACUAUGUUUGUUUUCUGAUACAGUUUAUAAAGUUUAGAACAUGUUUAUGUGUUGGGGAUCUUUGUGAUGUAAGACAUGUGACAAACAAAGAACGUAAAGUACCCAAUGUUUUUAUUGCCAAAGAUCCUAAAACAAAUAUAAUUUUUCUUGUGGCUACUACAAUUUCUACCAUUCUAAAAUACUACAUAAUCUUCACCUUUAACUUAUAUCAAUUCACUUCCAGAUUUGUCACACUUAUGAGUGCGAUCAGGCCACAGAGACAAUAAAAAAACAGAAAAACAUAAACAUCAGUAGUGUGUGCAAUACUAUUACAAAGGAUUGCGUGUUGGCAUGAGUUUGUGUUCUGAAAUCUUGGCAACCAACCUAUUUACAUAUUUUUUUAUUUGUUCGACUGAAGGUAUAAAAGUAUUUUUACUGUUCACUAACAUAAUGGUCGCCAUCAGAGGGGAGGAGACCACGCACCUUUAAGGGCACAAACUCAACAUUUUUGCUCUUACAAAGAUGUGUGUUGGUGUAGGAAGUGUGAGAUCUAUGGGGUUAAAUAAUCUAGAAUAAAGUUAUCAGCUGCUAAAACCACCAAUUGGACGCAUAGUUGCACGUGGUACAUUUCUUAUCCCUUUUAACUGUAAUAUUUUCUUUAAAACACACUGAGAUUCAUUCUGGCACUGGCUUCCUAAGUACAAGCCAUUAUAAUCAUAUUUUAAUAACAUUAAGAUUAAACAGUGAUCUAGGAGCAACUGGCUUUAUUAUUGCAGCUGUAUUCCUAACUUUAUUCCUGUGAAGAAAAAGUACCUAAACUAGUCAUUUUAUUCCAUCUUGAUGACAUUGCUAAGAAAUUAGUGAAGGUUUGUCAGUGCCCAUUCUCUAAACUGCACAGGUAGAUUGGUCCUAAAAUUGCUAAAUGAAACUUGUCAAAAUGCUUUUAGCUAAAUAGCCUGGGGCAUGUACUUUCCACAAAUAUAUACUUUUGUGUAGCGGUUUUGUAUUCUGUGACUACUAUAAAAGUUGUAAUCUCAGCAUGCCAAAUUGUUCAAAGUUUUAUCUUUAAAAUCAUAAUACACUCCUUGCUGUAUUUGUUUUAUUUAUUUUUUAAAUAUUUCGUUUUUAUUGCUAAGAUGGUUACACAGAUCACAGUGGUACAGGCAAACAUUAAAGGACCACUAUAGGCACCCAGACCACUUCAGCUCAAUUAAGUGGUCUGGGUGCCAGGCCCAUAUAGAGUUAACCCUGCCUGCUGUAAACAAAGCAGUUUCAGAGAAACUGCUAUGUUUACUUUAGGGUUAAUCCAGCCUCUAGUGGCUGUCUCAUUGACAGCCACUAGAGGCGCUUCCGCGCUUCUCACUGUGAUUUUCACAGUGAGAUGAUGCCAGCGUCCAUAGGAAAGCAUUGAGAAUGCUGAACUGGCUGAAUGCGGGCGCGGCUCUUGCCGCACAUGCGCAUUCAGCCGAUGACAUCAGAAGAGGGAGGAGAGCCCCCAGCGCCGGCGCUGGAGAAAGGUGAGUGUUUAACCUCCUUCCUCCCUAUUCAGCCUGGUGGGAGUGGGGCUUGUUUGUUUUUCCGUGCACUAUAGUGGUCCUUUAAUCGUCACAUAGAUGAAACCUCAUUUUACAUACCAGUUGUCAGACAGGUACAUACAGGUAUGGUACACGUUACAUAAAUCUUAUGUGUCCAAAACAUGUUAUAGACUGGUAUACGUAGAAAAUGAGAUACUGGCUCUAUCGAAAUUUGUUUACUUUAGUCAGAAUACAGACUAUGCAUCUAUCAACCACUUCAACAGUCAAUUAUUUAGGGAAUUUGUAGGGCUGGACGCAGGAAGGCAGCAGCAUGGGUGAAGCUCUACGGCUCCUUCAGGUCAGCAUGGAAAGCUUUGAUGCCAUUUAGGCCAUAUUCGGUCAUACACCUCCGUAGUACCAGAGAUGGUGUGCGCUAUCUUUUCGUAUUGUUGUGUGUGGUUUAUUCUGUCAAUUACUAAGGUUAACUGUGGCAUCUUAGUUGAUUUCCAUAAUGUGACUAUGCAGCUCUUCGCUGCUAGCGUAAUAUGGGUGAUCAAUGCUGCUGAUUAUUUUGGAAUUGAUUUGGGCAUCAUAUGAAGUAGGUAAGUAGGAGAGGUUUUUAAUGCAUUUUUCAAUCAAGGUUUGAAUUUGUCACCAGAAUGUGGUAAGUUCCAGACAGUGACUCAACGUGCCUAUGUGUUUGCAGCAUCUCCAGCAAAUGUAUUGCGCGCUGGGGUAUAUGUGAGGUAGCCUUUGGGGCAUGAGGUACCACCUCAUCCACAAUUUGUAUGCCACCUCUACGUGGUCUAGGCAGUGCGUGGCUCUCUCGACCUGGGUCAUUGCUGCAAACCAAGCACCCGGCUCAAUAUUACAGUGCAGCUAACUAUAUAGCAUGCUCUUCCAGCUGUUUGGAACCAGAGCCAAUCACUUCUUCAUUCUCUCUACAUGCUAUCAGCUGCUGCAGUUAUACUAUUAACUCUUUCUGCUAUCACAUACAUAUCCCUCUGCUACCUCUUGUCUCAUCUCCCCAGUUUAACCUUUAGAUUGUAAGCUCACGGGCAGGGUCCUCUUACUGUUGGAUUGGUCUGUUCUUAUUGUGUUUGUCUUUUUCCCAAUUGUACAGCGCUGCGGAAUUUGUUGGCGCUUUAUAAAUGCCUGUAACAAUAAUAAUAAUAAUAAUAGCUCCUUUUCCCAUUAUCCCAUGUAGCCCAGUUUGGCAGGUCUGUCCACUUUGAGUAAUCAGCGGUAGCACAGGGAGAGUGGUUUUGAGAGAGUCGGAAGACCCAGGCAUAGUAUGUCAAAUGCACAUAAUCUGGAGGUAUGCCUCCUAGCAAGCCUGACCUUUCAAUGAUAUGUUUCACACGGAAAUAUGUGAACAGCUCUCUGCCAGGCAGCUGGUAAGCUUGUUGCAAAUCAGAGAACUGUUUUAUACCUCCGUCAUCUAGCAAUUGUAUCAUUUUUGUGAUACCCCUCCGAGUCCACUGGUCCAGUGCUAAAUUACUUGUCUGGUACGUUAAACUGUAUAAGGAGGCAUGCAUGAUCAUGGGUUUGGUCACCAUUUUUGGGCCCAUUUCAACCAGGUGUGAACUGGUCUGAUAGUUUGGGUUGGGGCCCGGUGGGGACCCACAUCAGGUCUGUCAAUGAGUGUGGUGCGCCCGAUGCCAAUUCAAGCCUGUGUCAUAAAGGGGUCUGUGGAGAAGUCGUAAGUCUAGCUGUUUUUGCCAGAAUAGUGGUUAAGUAAUAUUUAGUGAUAUUUGGUACUCCCACACCCCCACCUCCCAUACUCAAGGUGAUGCUUGCCAGAGAGACCCUCUGUGGUUUCCUCUUCCAUAUGUGAGCAUUCAACAUACAUUGAAACUGCAUUAAUAUAGUUUCAAUGUAUGUUGAUCUUGAUUGGCAAGGCCAUAAAGAGGAAGAGGGUCUGUAGAAGCACCAUCAUUUAUGCGCCCCAACCAAGAAGAGUUUUUCCUCCCCAGCUCUGUUUUCAUCACUAGUUUCUUAUAAUUGGGCUUUAAAAGUAUGUGUUUUGAAGGCGAUAACUGUGUCCCUAGGUUGGUAAGCUUAUCUUUUGCUUGUAGUUCUGUGAGGUGAUAGUUUGGUAGGUUCAUUGGCAGUACUUGUGUUUUAGCAGCAUUGUUCUUACAGUUGGACACCUGCCCAUAGGCAUGUAAGAGGUUUUGGAGAUGUGGGCAGGUGGAUCUAUUGGCUUCGCUAGGAACAAAACAACAUCGUCCUCGAACAGACCUAUUUUUGGGGGACUAUUGGGGAUGGUACUCCUACUAUGGACCGGUCUGAUUUGAUUUUGUGGAUCAAGGUCUCUAGUGCUAUAAUAAAGAUGAGUGGUGAAAGGGGACAGCCUUGCCGAGUGCCAUUGGUGAGGGUAAAAUGUUGUUAGACAAAACCCCGAGUUCAUCACUGUAGCUGUUGGGGAAAGUACAGGGACAAGAGUCAGUGUUGAAAUUUGGAUGGGAAGUUAAAGCAAUCUAGGAUUUCCUUCAUUUAGCUUCAGUAGAGCUACUGUGACAGUCCCUGGGACCCCGCGAACGCGAAUGUUUUUGCGCCGUGAACGGUCUUCCAGAUCCGCCAGUUUUUCCACGAGGUACUUAAUGUCCGCCUCCAUCUUGUGGAUCUUGUCCACUAUUUAAUUAUUGGCAAGGCAUAACUCGUCCGUGCGUUCUUCCAGUGCACUCAUACUCUUUUCUGAUGUCAUCCAUGGCUGACUGAAAGUCUGCUCUCAUUGAGGAGCGCAGAUCCUGUAGCAUAGCUGCCAAUUUCCUUUCUGAGAUGGAAAUUUCCCCUUGGUGAAGCGGCAGGGAAUUGGUGUCAGAGCCUGCCUCAGAGAUUUGUGCUGGGGAGAGGGAGCCGCCAGCAUCUUGAUCAGGCCAUUGCCUGGCUUUUUUUCUCCUGUUGUACUUGUUGUGUAUCAAAAGAGAAUCUCUUUUAAAAAUUAUAUAUAGUAUGUACGGAUGCACAUAAACAAGGUGACAUUGCGGUAGAUUUAAUGCAAAAAGUAACAAAAGGGCCUUGGCCACAAACAUAAUAAAUCUUAUCCUUAUCCUUGGUCCUUAAAGGGACACUGUAUAGUAGGAAUACAUAUUUGUCUUAAUUUCCCCAGUAAGUACUUUGAAAAUGAAAGUAACAAUGUUACUGAUGCUUUAGAAGAGUUUGAAAAAUCUUUGAAUUUAUAUUCUUGACAGGCAGGUUAAUAUAUACCCAGCAAUGUUUACUUAUAGUUAGCAAACAAAUUGAUGGACUGAACAAGGUCAUUGAUACCUUUAUAAAAAUUCUAUUAAGGAGUGUUUGCCAGGAUGUACAUAGCAUGAGUGUGGAAACAAUCCGAGCACUUCCUCGAGAUUCAUUUCACAAGCAACCAUAAAUUGUGCAGCUCUAUGAAUGACAAGACAGGUUUAACUUACCAUGGACAACUUGGCUAAUUAGCCUUUUAACACUUUUACUACUGAAUUCUUUUUGAAUAAAGCGAGGCAAGCAUAUGCAAUUAGCGCAAUUACUGGUUUGGCAAUUAUCUAUAUAGAGUGGGAAGAGAGUAGCUAAAAAAAUUUUUUUUUUUUAAUAUGCAGUAAGUGGGAAAAUAAAAUAUAAUGUAAUCCUAUGGAACAAGCGCAGUUUAGUGGAAAAGGGGCCUUGAAAGAGCCAGGAGGAGGGCAUAGGGGGAAGGCCCCCAGGGAUUGGGAGUUGGAUUGUAACGGGCUGUCCGGGUAUAAAUAGACAUCCAUUUUAGAAACAGGCUGUUUUAAUCUGCUUACAUUAUCUAAUUUGUCCCCCCUCCCAUGUUAGCAGGGUGUUGGAGGUGUUUAGUUCCCGUUUGGUCACAGUGGCGGGGCUAGAAAGCAGAAAAUUAGGGGACAAACAGGCUCUGGGUUAGUUCAAACAGAAAAGGGCAGUUAGGCUGCUGGUGAAGAGAUUAGUUAAAAUGGUUCGUUAUGAACUUUAGUGGGUUUCGAGCUCGGUUGUGGCUCAUAACCUGGUGGAUGGUAGGGGUAACCCUACCGUGGUUAGUUAACAAUUGUGGCACUUUAAAUAAUUUUUGUGAUGUUGAUUCUUACUGUUAUGUAUGUUAUUUAUAUAUUUACUAUUCAAAUAUGGGUCAUUACCUUUUGAUACGGGGGCAAUGUCUUUAAUUAUAUUGUUUAUUGUCAUUAAUAAAAGCUGUAGAAGAAAUUGGGUUUUAUUGGGUUAGGUAUUAAGGGAGUAAUUCUACCUGCCCAUAUGGCGACGUGCGCCUGUCAAGAAGAAAUUCUAAAACACUCCAUAGGUAUUUGUGUUAAGCAUGCAUGAAUGAAUGCAAAUUCCUAAAAUCUCAUUUGAUUGCAAAAAUGAAUGGAGAAGCAGCAUCAGUUACGAAAUAUAAUUAGUGCAUUCCUUCCAACAGUCGUGAUUCCAGCGGGACCGUCCCAUGUUACAGGUUUUUGCCCCCUGUCCUGCAUUGGGUACACCAGGUAACUGUCCUUAACAAUCGUAGUGUGAGCGUAUACUUGCGCUAUGUUUAGGGCACUAGGUCCCAUUAGGAAGCACUGAGAAAUAGCUCCCUGCAGGGUCGGCCCUCAGUGGCUGGCCUUGCAAGACUGGCAGGCAACCUGGGGUGCAUUCACACCUGGUUGAUCUGCUUGUAAUGUAAGCUGACCUUUCUGGCACACCCUCCUCAAAUUUGCUAGAGCCAGUGACGCUAGUGCAUCACUGGCCUUACCCAUGUACUCCCUCCCAUGACAUCCCGAUUCGUGGACUGCCGAAGUUGGGAGGUAUGUGACUGUGAUUGGAAGGCUGAACAGUAGGUGGAGCUGUAGCAAGUAUACAUAAUCACAGCAUGAAAUACAGUUUGUCCCUAUAGUAGGUGAUUGUGUAUGGAUAUUUGGCUAUGUAGGUAAGCUUAUUGAGCAGGGCCCUCAACCCCUCUGUUCCUGUGUGUCCAUUAGUCUGGUUUCAAUUACAUGUCUGUUACUUCACCCAUUGUACAGCGCUAUGGAAUUUGCUGGCACUAUAUAAAUAGUAAAACAAUAAAAAUAGGUGUUGUGACUAGGUGACUGGAUGUGGACAUGUCUAUGAUUUGAUGAAUGCAGACUCCGUGCUCUGGCUCUGGGAGAGAACUGCUGGAGCUACUCCCCAUAGCUAAAGACUUAUUCUUCUUUUUUGCUUAAUUGAUGACAAAGUCAAACCUAUACAGUGUAUUGAGGCCACUAGCUCAUGCAGUAUAGCAGCCAGACAGAGAAAAAAGAAAGAUCUGAAAAGUUCAGGCUUGUGGGCACUUAGUGAGGCCUCUUACAAAUACAUCCACACACCCCAAUAGCCUGUUCAGGGCAGGUUUCCAAUGGUCUGUUCAUAAAAGGUUCAUACCUGGUUAUGUCAAGUAUUUGCUAUGACUUCACAGAUGUUUUUAGCUACAUUUAGCCUCUCUUCACCUUCCAAUGACCGUGAAUUCAGAUAAAAGUUCUAGAUCAUAUUAUGAAUAUGUAAUAUGGUGACAUUAUUAGUGCAAUUUGAGUGUUUUGUUCACACAGAUGACUAUAUGCUUGCAGUUUAUUUGUUACAAGCAAGUAAUCCACUUGUGAUCUGGUUUAGAGCAGUCAUCGAAAGGCUAUGGAGUUCAUUUAUGACUAUGUUUGCCGUGUUCUCAAUGUGUGGUAAAAGUUUUACAGGAGAACAUUAUUAAUUAACAUUGUUGACAAGCUUGGCUGGGUUGUAACCACUAAAGGUUACACAUUAAUUACUGGGACAUUUAUAAAAGAACACAUGUUACUGUGGGAGAGAAUAUUUUGCAUCAUUGGCCAAUAAUUAGUCAAAAGCUUCCAAUGGACUUGCAUAUCUGUAGCCGGAGGCCUGCCUAAAAUAGCUGUAAUGUUCUUAACAAUGUCUAAACUAAGAUGCGUUAUUUCAGCUGUGAGGAUUACUGGAAUUAAAUGUACUUACGGUGUGAUGUACAAAAUCAGGCCUGCCAACACUAAAGAUCAGGGGUGACACUUGCAAUGCCGGUGACUGGUUAUUAAAAUGCCUAGUUGCAUUUCUGACAUGUGUGGAAUCAGCUUUCUAAUGAGUCUCCAAUGUCGAUGUGUGACCAGAAUAUCAGCGUCUCAGCUGUUCUUCAUUGGCCCUCCGCACACUCUACUGAGUGCUCAUGAACACAGCUGAGCUUGGACAACUUUGAAUCCAGAAGGUGGAUUCCUUGUGACGGUGGCAUGGCAUGGAGUGGCACAAAAUGUUGUCCAUGAGUGAUUUGGCGAGGAAGAAAGAGGGCACAAAGAGCUUUAGGAAACAAGCAGAUUUUAUUAACCACUUAAUGACCAGUGAUGGUUUAUUCAGUUAUAACGAUCUGCUUUUGAAAGAUUGUACAUCAGGAUGGGUUCUUUCACUUAUUUAUCAACAGCCUUCUGUAUAGAACUGUUUAUACAUGUAAGUACUAAAGCAUUCCCAUACAUUUGAACCUUCUGAACCUUGGGAAGUAUGAAAUCAAGGUUGGGUCGUGGAAUAUCAUUGGUUUUCAAGUGGUUAAUCUGUUAGAAAAACAGACAGUUACCAUCCUAGACAGUACAGAAACAUUACUUGGGUGUUGCAACUUCCCCAAACACACUCGUGCAUCAGGAUCAUGACGAAUGCUUCUGUGUUACUCGCCCAAUCUUCAAGAUUAGAGAAGACAUACAUAUCCCUAGCAUGAUCCUGGACAUCUGGCUAGAAUGUAGGAUUAUUCUAGCGGAUCAAUAGAUCCCUUUAGGCCAAAACUCAUUCUUAUUUCUUAACAAUUAAGAAGAAUCUAGACAUAAAAUUACUUUAGGUAAGAAAAUUGCACACACCUCAGUGUCCUUCAUCAUGACCAAAUUGACCUUGUCCCCUUUUUAUGCCCUUCCACUCUGUGCUUACAGUAUUUUUUGUUUAAACUGUUAACUAUGUUUACAAAUUAAAUUAAAAAAAUAGUUCUUAUUCAAAAUUGCUUCUCAGUUAUUAAAAUGACGAACAGUAGAUCAUGAAGUCUACUAAAAUGUUCUGUAAUAUCUCUGCCCUUUGCUAAACCUGUAACUCCACUCCCUAAAUAAAAGUGUCCUUUUCCUGACACUCAAUGAAGAUGAUUAUGUUAGAACUAACUUGAUGUGUUACAGACACUAAAGUGCUCUUCAACUACAAUCAAGGUCAUGCGUCAAUAUGUUUCCCGAAGAUUUCUUGUGCAUGAUGUCUGGCUCAUGUCCUAUCUAUGGACCAACCCUUAAAGGACCACUAUAGUGCCAGGAAAACAUACUCGUUUUCCUGGCACUAUAGUGCCCUCAGGGUGGGGGCACUCCUGUGGCACUGAAGGGUGAGGAAUGGGUUAAUCACUUACCUUUUUUUCAGCGCCGGGCUCCCUCGGCGCUGGGACUCUCCUCCCUCUUCUGACGUCCCUGGCUGAAUGUGCAUGCACGGCAAGAGCCCAGCGCGCAUUCAGCCAGUCUCAUAGGAAAGAAUUCUCAAUGCUUUCCUAUGGACUCUGGCGUCUUCUCGCUGUGAAAAUCACAGUGAGAAGCGCUGAAGCGCCUCUAGCGGCUGUCAAUGAGACAGCCACUAGAGGCUGGAUUAACCCAUAGGUAAAACCUAGAUGGGCCUGGCACCCAGACCACUUCAUUAAGCUGAAGUGGUCUGGGUGCCUAUAGUGGUCCUUUAAGUGUUUCAAACUGGAUCAAAUGCCAGGAUUUUCCCCUAGUCACAAGGCAGCAAUAACAUUUUGCCCAAAAGCAUAAAUUUAGCAACAUUUAUCAUUACUUCUUGUAGAAUUCAAAGGCCAGGAGUUUCGGCUGUAUGGUAAUACGUAGAGUCGGCAGCUACAAAACACUCAUGAAGCAAAUAAAACCUGUAAUCAGUGUUAAACAAACACCAUACUUAGUUUUACUAGCGCCUUUCAAAAUUACAUUUAAAAUUAUAGCGUGCAUUUCAUUUAAGUUACAGCAGAGGUUAAACAGGACAGUUAUCAUGUUUUUAACAUUUGUGGUUAGGAUACUAAAUGCAUGACUCAUUAAAAAAACAAGUAAAUAAAAAAAAUACAUGCCAACUAUUCUUAACCGAGUUACAUUCCUGUAUCUUACUACAAAGUCUCUUAUCUGAGCUAAUCCUUCACAGUCUAGCAAACAUGUCAACAUUUCUCCUAAAAAAUAAAUACAAAUUGGUGAACUUUCUCUGGAUAAAUGAGAUGGAUAUCAGAUAAUUAUCUUCUUAUGUUUAUGUCCUGGUAAAACUUUCACCCAUCCUUAGGUCCUAAUUAGUAUUAAAUUUGUAUCCAUUCAUUCCACUUGGUACCUGACUUGACUUUCUGGUUCACGUACCAGCAUCCUUGAGGAUAAACAAAGAGUAUACAAAAUGCCACACCAUACCGUACACACUCAAAGAAGGAUCACCAUAGUCGAACUCUCUCCAUUGUCUUUUACCAUAAUUUGUCUAGAAUACAAUUAGUUGCUGGAUUAAAGAAUCUUAAUCUUUCUCUGGAUCAGUUAGCACCGUGUUAGCAGAUUCCAAUUAUCCGACUCAAGAUGAAAUGAUGGGUAACUAAGUACUGGAGGCUUCUCAAAGACUCACAAUUAUGACAGAUGAUAAUAUAGAUAAAAUAUUUUAUUACAUCAAACUCACGUUUUUCCUUUUAGAUGUAGCUAAAACAAAAAUUAUGAUAAAUUGCGUUCUCGUUCUAUACUUAAUCUGUGGUGUCAAUGUAUUUGCAGUCGUUGAACCUUUAAUAAUCUUAUGCUAUUGAGAAAAAUCCAUUUUUCAGUAGCAUGUUGAGCUAUUCAGUAACCAAGUUCCGUUUCUUCAUCAUUCUAUUACCCAUAUCUUAGAAAACUGGGAAGAAAUAAAUGGAUAAGAUUAACAAUAAUUCAUCAUCUUAAUGUUGCUGUCUCUCCUAAACAAAACUGAUCACCGUCAUACAGCAUGUUCAGCCAAGUAACAUAAGCCCUUUGUGUUCUUGGCUCAACAAUUCUAUUUUAAAGUUUCUUAAAGGUUUUUUUAUUAUAUUGCUAUUGCAACAAAGAGCCUGACCUAUUAGUGCCUGCUCUUUGGUCACAUGACAACAGGGUACAAUUAGAAUGACCUGAAGAAAAUGUGAUUGUAGCAACAGUUGGAAUGUUUAUAGAAUUAUUUUUAUUAUCUAUAUGUGAGGGCAAAAAAUAACUAACAUAGAGGAUGUUUGUAAUGAUAUACUAAAUCUAUAUAUAUAUUUUAAUGUGUACCUCUGCAUAUUAAGUUGAAUAGACAUCUUAAUGGCUGAAUUGUUAAAUUGAGGCCAAAAAAAGUAGGGAAAAAAUAUAAGAAGCAUCAUUUGUGCAAAACCACUUUGACGAUUAUAGAUUGUGGAAUGUGGGAUAAAUUCCAUGUUGGGAAGAACUAUUACUGCAAUCUACUAAUGUAUGCACAGGAGAGACUUAUGUUCACACGCUUACAAUCCUGUCUGAGAGGUAAGACGUAAAGUCAAACGUAACGUUAGCUUGAUUUUGGUUGUUAUAUGGGUGCGAGAAGUGUUGGAGUGAUUUGUGAAUCUAUUUAAAGGGACACUCGAAGCACCAUAACUUAUAAAUAUUUUGUUAUUUUUGUCAAACUAUUUUCAAGCCGUUUGACAAAUAAAUGGAGCAUUCUUUAGCUCCCACAGUCCACCACCUCUGUUAAGCAAGUCAUCAAAAAGAAUAUCCCUUUCUUCACUAUAAAUAAAAGAAAUACAUGUAUGGGUAAGCAAGCAUCAUCUGUGCUAAAUCGGAAACAACCAUUUCUGUACCACCAACUUUACACAGGCUUCGUGUGGCUCAACAGCUUUUGUGUAUUUGCCCUCAAACCAUUCUAAUAUGCUGUAGCUAUAAUGCUUGAGAUCUUUCUUUGAAAAGAGCAAGACUUGAAAUAAUAUUUUAAAUGGUUCUUUAUCCCAAAUUUUAAUCAGUUAGAUAUCUCACCUUGGGUUACUUUUUUAAUAAAAAUUGAAUAAAAUCAAUGUACUGUUAUUCACAAGGAAAUAUUAUUGUACAAACAUCUCCAAAAAAUGCAAUAAAUGUCUUUUUCAUCAUGAUUGUGGAAUGAAUGGAGAAGUUGGCCCACCACUGAACCAUAACAUGGAAUUUGGGUGGGACAAAGACUAGUGUUUUUUAAUGUGAGAAAUCCACUUCAGGGAUUUGAUAAUUCUCUAUUUAACCUUAGUGAUUACAGUCAAAUUGCCCAUCUCUGUCAAGGCCAGGGGUUCCAUGGGAUUAAUAUUUAAUUAAUAAAUACUGUGUUUAUGAAUUAUGCGUAGUAGUGUUAAAUUAUUUGCAUCAUAUUUAAAAUAGAAAUGUAUCUUGAAACUUUAAAAAUAAGUAUCACUCCAGAUUUAAUAGAGCAUUCCGUAACUCCUUAAAUCCUGGUGGUUCUCUAAGGACACUUUAUUGACACAAGUCUCUUUUCCGCUAUGUAACUAUGUAAUGACAUUUGGUGGCCAGUGGUUGGAAAACACUGGACUUACAAUUUGUAUAUUGAGGUUAAUGUGUGACAUGUUGCUAAUCGCUUUCUCCCAGACCACACCACUUAUGACCUAUCUUGAUAGUCCCUUCCAAAUUGACAUUUGGAAGAUAAAGGAAUGGCCCAGAGUGCCCUGCAUGCACAUUAAGCCCUUCCCAUAGGAAAGCAUUGAACCAAUGCGUCCUAUGGAGAGUUCACUGAUGCUGGAAGUCUCAAUGCUGAGCAUGAGGAUACAUGAGGAGUAAGGUAAGAAACCGGAAGUGCCUAGAGUGGCUGUCUUAGUACUUUUUUACAUUGCAGGAUUAAGGGUGACAGCGACACUGCAGCCAGAAGACUUCAAUGAGAUUAUAUGGUCUGGGUGCCUAUAGUGUCCCUUUAAUACAGGGGGAACCUUGGAAUGCCUUGAUUUGUUUGACGUGUUUCUAACACCUGCACGAGAGGUGAAUGGAAUAUUGUUUGACGUGUUUCUAACACCUGCACGAGAGGUGAAUGGAAUAUUAAGAUAUACCUUGUGUUUAAGGGGUUAAAAUAAACACACUGUAACUGUAUGCAUGUUUGCAGUAAUCAUCGCACUGUGCUUCUGUUUUUUUAGUAGACUCUGAAUUGUAAUGAAUUGAAAACAAAAUGGCAGCCUUUAGACAAAUAUAGCUUGGAAAAACUAGACUGUAAUCACAGCUUGGUUAUUUUGCCUUUUUUUGCAAUUUGAUCAGUAUUGGUUAAUAUUCAUCACAAAUCAUGCUUUAGUGCACAAAACCCCAUUAUGUGUGGAAAAAUGCAUACAUCUCAACAGUCUGAUGGGAUUGUCCUGGUUUUGUGGUUCUGUCAUGCUGUCCUGGGUUGGUUCCUUGGUAACCCACAUAUGGGAGCACCAGAGUUCUGUCCCCAUGGAGGUUGGCUUGCAUUGCGCUGAAUGGUGUCUGCGCACUUGGACCCUGUAAAUAGCACUUCAGCUGUACUACGUGUGGCGGCCUGGGAGGUUAUCAGUCAUCCUGGUCAUGCCAGGCUGACAGGUCCCUUUUUGGGUGACUUUGCCCACUUUCCAGAAAGGACCACCCAUACUGGGCAAUGCCGGUAAAGCAGGUGUUGUCACUCAUUGGCAGGCCCCCACAGGCCCACCAACCCCCUGUCCCUAUUUCAUACCUCCCAAUGCGUUUAGAUAUGAUAACACAGUCUAUACCAGGCAUAGGCAACCAUCUGCACUCCAGAUGUUUUAAACUACACCUUCCAUGAUGCUUUGCCAGCAUUAUGGGUGUAAGAGCACUAUGGGGAAUGUAGUCCACAACAUCUGGAGUGCCAAAGCUUGCCUACCCCUGGUCUAUACAAUGCUGCAUAUUUCAAACUAAGGUUGGGUUUUCCCUUAAAUCUGAUUAGCGCCUCUGGUAAAUUUAAGAUUGACUGUAAUCUGUAACAAAUACGCAAGUACUGAAUUCCUUAACCUAAGCUGCUGGCACAUAAUUUAACAUUAUUAAAUCUACAGAUACACUGGUCAUAACGCCUUUAUGAGUAAUGAGCAAGUUUGUAUUGAAUGGAUGUUUUGCGAAUAAAGCUUUCAAUAUUUUCAAUGUAAAGACCUCCAUUGUUCAUGGUAUAAUUAGCUAUGGUGUGGCCACCCAUGUUUACAUUAGCUAAUGAUGGAGUUGACAUAGAGAAAUCCCUUUGUGUUUGCAUACUUAAGAGGAGAGUUCCUUAAAUAAGGGUCCUUCUCACUAAACAGUGAAUUGUAGAGAAGCCAUAAUUGAAUAGCACAGUUGAAAAAGUUUACUUCCCCCCUUAUUUGGUUUUAAAUCUAUUUUCAGCUUAUGUUUUUCUUUUCACAGUUAUGAGUUGACUGCCAGAACCCACAGGAAUGAUGUUACAAUAUCAUAGCUAGACCUGGAAAAUAGGCAGACUGGAGUAUAACAGAGCGUUUGGCCUUCAUUUUUCAGUUCAGUUUUCAGUUCACUGGGUUACACUGUUUAGAAAAUAAACCCCAUAUGAUGGAAUCUGUUGGAAUUCCAGAGUAUUCCAGAACAAGAAUUCUCCGUCAAGAGACCACAGAGCCCCUCCAUAAUAUAAGGGCACUUUAACCCCUUGGUUGCCAUUUCCUACCACCUGUAUUUCAAUGACACCCAGAUAUAGUUCUCCCCCCCGAUCUCUACCCCUCUCUCCUAGAAUGUGUCUCUUCCAUCUCUGAUUGGAUGCCUUCCUGCUUUCUGAAACUCAGUCUCUCUAAAACCAAGCUUCUUAUUUUACUCCUAAUAAUAUUGAUACUCCUCUUUUGCUCUCCCUGCAAGUUGAUGGUGCCCACAACAGUGCAUCUUUGCAAGCCUUCGGUCUUGGUGUUGUCUUUGAUUUUGGCUUCACCUUUGCACAUCACAUCCAGUCUGUUGCCAAAUCCUGUUGAUUCCACCUUAAAAACAUUGCACAUGUCCACCCCUUUCUUACACAAGAUGCUGUUAAGAAACUGUUUCAUGGUAUAGUAAUCUAUGUAAUUACUGUAAUUAUCUCUUAAUUUGUCUCCCCAGAAACACUACUGCCUUGCUACCUUUUGUAAUAAUGCUGAUGCCAGGCUGAUUUUCCUAUCACGUUGCUGCUCUCAUUCCUUGAUCCUUUGUCAUUCCUUACUUUGGCUUCCUACCCUAUAGGAGUCAAUUCAAAAUACUAAGCCUUACUAAUAAAGCUUCAAACAACUCUAGCAUACAUUUCUUCACAUAUGUGUAGGUACGGCCCCUUCCUGGUCUCUCCUCUUAACUUGAGACCUACUCCUGUCCACUGCUAGUACCCCUACUGCUAACCAGUGAUUGCAAGACUUCUAUAGGGCUGUGUAAGGACCUCCAGCGUUGCUCAAUUCCCCAUAGGAAAGCAUUGAAAAGCAUUUUCAAUGCUUUCCUAUGGAGAGCUGUAAUGCGCAUGCACGGCAUUGCCGCACGUGUGCAUUAGGUCUCCUCAGCCGGCGGGCGGGAUCAGUCUCGCCCACCGGCUGAUGUAAUCACUGGGAGGAGCGGCGGGUAGCAGAAACCACCGCCGAGGGACAUCGGCGGGGUCUCAGGUAAGUGACCUGAAGGGGUUUUCACCCCUUCAGCUACCGGGGUAUGGGUGGUGGGAGGGAGAGGGGACCUGCAGUGCCAGGAAAAUGGAUUGUUUUCCUGGCACUGGAGUUUCCCUUUUGUUGCUGUCCCCCCACUCUGCCCUUUCAAUUGUGUUUGUCAUGCCCUAUCUCCUCUAGAUUGUAAGCUUGAUUGAGCAGGAUCCUCGUCAACCUUUUGUUCCUGUAACAUUUUGUAAUUGUUUCAUUUAUUGUUAAAUUUCCAUCUUGAUAAUAUUGUAAAGCGCUGCGGUACAAGUUGGCACUAUAUAAAUGCCAAUAGUAAUUAAUAUAAUAAUUAAAGACUGUAUGGUAUUCUUUAUCUCAUAAAAUAUAAAAUGAAUGUAAUAAUAAAACAUUUCCUGAGUAUUUGUUAGGAACAACCUGUAAAGAAGGCUUUCUAUAAAUCCCACCAGAAUUUGAAAAUAAUAUUUGCAUGUUGGUAUAAUGUUCACAUAAAGGAAGUACAUCUGGACAAAACAGGGCAGUCUGCAAAAAUUCCUUGCAUUCUUUUCAAUAUUUUCAGACCCACCCCUUCUACCACUCAUGCUGCUAAAAUACAGCCAUAAAGUUUGUACUACAAAUAUUGCUGUAGAGAAUGAGUAAGGGAGAAAGGCUAUCUUAUACUUUCUAUUUGCAGAGAUGCAUGGGCACAGAAGAAACCGUAGCAGAGAAGUAAGUACUACAUCUGUAGGAUGAAAAACCUCAACGAAGCAAAGAGAAACGUAAAUUGGGGUCUACAGAUAAAAUUACAUUUUGCAUUACUUUGCAACUGCAAAACAUGCUAGCACGAGUCUACAAGUCAAUUGGAGGAAAAGGUUAAUUGCAUGCCACAGAUAGCUACUAAAAGUGCGUAAAUCAGCACAUACUUACAGUUUUUUAACACAAAAUUUAAAUUCCAAUCAUAAUUAACAAUAUUUGUACAGUGAUUAAAAUUGUAUUUUUUCCCCUUUUUUCUCGCUGACCUACUCUACAGUGGCUUUCUGAAUAGUUUAGAUUAUUUAUAAUUUUUUAUAUAUAUAUAUAUAUAUAUAUAUAUAUAAAAUAAAUUUUUUUCAAAAAUCCCGAACUCUUGAGUGUGAGUUAAACAUUUCAUCGCUCAGCCACAUAUUUUUAGAAAUGUCAGCAAAUAGCAUAUUGUUAUACCCUCCUGGCAGGUCACAUAUCACAUCUGCAGGAAACAUUGGCUUGGUGUUAUGACAAAGGAUAAUCACAGCUGUUCACACAAAUUGCGCAAUACGGAGAUAUGAUGGUGACUUUGGGAUUGUGUUACUUAAUAGGGAUCUAGCGUGCAGUAUAUGGCAUUCUAAUAUAGCAGACCAAUAAAAUUAACCUCUUCACCACUGUUAUUUUUUGAGAAAAUACUUGUAGUAUCUAUGUAUCAUCAUUUUAGGGAUAUCAAUAAUUUUGUGCUUAGACUGCUGUUCAAGGAAAUAUAAAAAAUAUAACAUUUGUAAUAGGGUUUAUAGAUCUUCUUGGGAUUUAGAACUUUUGAGAAAGAAUAUUGUGAUAACUUACCCUUGUUUUAGGCAUUGUUAAGAAACUAUAUUAAAGGGACACUGGAGGCAUUGUAUCUGCUUCAUCUCAUUGAACUGGACAUACUGUCUGGAGUCCCCUGGUUCUGUCUUUUUCAUUAAGUGUUAAAUUGUUUUUAAUGAUAUUAUGUUUAAAUGAUAAACAAGAAUCGUCAGAAGUCCAUCCUCCCUGUGCUGCCUGGGCUAAUGAGGAAGUAUUUACCUGAGCUGCAGUGGGCAGCUGUGAUUGGCUGAGAGUGUCAUCUUAAUGCUUUUAGCGUAUCAGAGCAUACCAGCGUACCAUUGCCUGUAUGAAUGAGUAUGACUACAAGCAAGUAUUUAAUCUCUGCCUUAUCCAUACUUCCAGUCAGGGUCAGGCUGUGGGUGGCUAAAGAUUCUUAUUUAGUGUUAAACUGCUUGAAAACAGAAGGACAGUGCGAGGGGACUCCAGGCACAAUAAUUAAUUCAGAAAGAUUUUUUUUUUUAUAGUGACUACAGUGUCUCUUUAACUCUGUUAUACAAAGUGUUACCAAUUUGUACAGAUUCAAUGUAAAGAGAAAGAGCUCUGUAAAAUAUUUUUACCAUAUCAAUCUUUUUUUGGGGGGGUGGAGGGAGGGUUCUGUAAAAGUGUUAAAAAGAGUAAAUUAUAUUUUUGACUCAGGGAGUAGUGUGUGUUUCAUACUGACAAUGAACUUGUUGGCCCUAUAAUAUAUGUGUUGGUUUUGAAAAUAUUGUUAAUAGUACUUUUCUUAAGCUAGUUAGUUAUGUAUUUUACUAUAGUUUAAUCACUAUUAUAUGGGGGAAACGGGUAGAAGACAACAUGUAUAGGACUAGUUGGUAUUUCUGAAGCAAUGAUACUUACUAAUUAUUAACACCAGAGGUGUUUGGUAUGUAGUUUUGCAUAUGUGCAUGUUUAAUUGAUUCAGUGUUGGGCAGUAUUGUCUUAAUUAACACAUGUAGGUACCAGUGAUAUCAACAUUCCAAUUGCAAAGUUUUGAAAAUCAUGUUGCCUUUUAUUCCAUUGCAGGAGUAUUCUGGAUCUGAGUAUGGAUAACACUGAAUCCGAGUUGUCGACUUGCCCACUAGUGAAUGGUGAGGUUCACACUGUAGUCAAACCUGAGAGACCAAGAGUGAUAUCAAAAACUGGACACAGCAAUGUGAAGAUUGACAAAGUGGAUGGUGUCUUUCUUCUUUAUCUUCAAGACUUAUGGACAACUGUGAUUGAUAUGAAAUGGAGGUAUAAGCUCACCUUAUUUGCUGCCAGUUUCUUCCUGACUUGGUCCUUUUUUGGUGCCAUCUAUUUUCUCAUUGCAUUUGUUCACGGAGAUGUUCACAAUGAACUCUUGACCAACCACACACCAUGUGUUAUGAAUGUAGAUUCAUUCACAGGAGCUUUUCUGUUCUCCCUUGAGUCUCAGACAACAAUUGGUUACGGGUUCCGUUUCAUUACUGAAGAAUGCCCCCAUGCUAUCUUCCUUCUGGUUGUACAACUAGUCGUUACAACUUUAAUUGAAAUCUUCAUUACUGGGACAUUCCUAGCCAAGAUUGCAAGACCAAAAAAACGUGCUGAGACUAUUAAGUUCAGCAAUCAGGCGGUAGUGACAAAGCAUAAUGGUAAGGUUUGUUUAGUUGUACAAGUGGCAAAUAUGAGAAAAAGCCUCUUGAUACAAUGCCAACUUUAUGGGAAACUUCUUUCUACGUACGAGACAAAAGAAGGAGAGAAGAUUUUGCUCAAGCAAUCCAAUAUGAAUUUUCAUGUGGACUCUUCUUCUGAAAGCCCUUUCUUGAUUAUCCCACUGACCUUUUACCAUGUACUUGAUGAGAAAAGUCCUCUUAAAGAUCUGACAGCAGACAACAUAAAGACUAAAGAGUUUGAACUGGUUGUUCUCUUAAAUGCCACAGUUGAAUCUACCAGCACUGUCUGCCAGAGCCGAACAUCUUAUCUUCCGGACGAGAUACAUUGGGGUUACGAAUUUGUUCCUGUUAUUUCUUUAUCUCCUCAAGGAAAGUAUGUUGCGAAUUUUCGAAAUUUUGAUAAGAUUAGAAAAUGUUCGUAUGAAGAACAUUUUUGCUACACCAAUUUUGAGAAACAAAGAUUGGAAGAACAGUAUAGGCAAGAAGAAUUAAAAAACAGAGACACACAGACGGUUGGCUUAAUGCAAACAAAUGUUUAGUACCAUACUCCAUCAUCAUUAUAGGUGUUCACAAUAUAUGAAGUAUUGUGAUGGGCUUGUUUUUUUUUUUAUUCUUUAGAUAUUGCCAAAUAUGAUAACAGUGGACACAUAUGGCUGCCAGCCUGAUCACAUGCCACCACCAACAGUUUCAUACACUGCCAGAUGUCAACCAUAAACUGUGACUUCAUAAAAUGUGCUAGAUUCCACAGUAUUUGCUGCAAAAUAUAAUUUAAGCAGCUAAAUGAAAAGUUAUCCUACUAUUGAAAAAUAACUACAAGAUCCUUACUUAAAUCAAUGCAAAACAAGACAUUUGAUGUGAUUUUGCCCAAUCCUGGGAUUGUCUGAUAAAUCAUCUAAAACCACAUUUAUCUUUAAGUGUUUGGAUUGCAUUGAUGAACCGAUGAACAACAAAAAAAAAAAGUUAUUGGGGAUCAUUAAACUGACAUUAAACUUGCAUUUUUUUCAUUUUUUGUUUUUAUAAUAAAAGCAAAAGUUAAAAUAUUGCCACCACUACUCAAUAAUAUGUAACUUUGCAGAUACGUUCCAUUUUCAUUGACUGUGAUAUUCCUCACAGUAUGAUGUGUAGACAUCAUACUGAGAUUCGAAGACAAUCAGAGGUGGCUCUUGGAAACAACCAAUAAGGCAGGGACCAUUAUUAAUGCAGUAGUAUAUAUUGGUUCCAUCAAAGUUGGAUUCUCUCACCAUAGGUUGCAAGGAGUAAGCAUUAAGGCAAAUCUUCAUUUUUUUAACAUGAACAGAUUUUUAUGGGUGGAAAGUUGAAAGUAAGCGGAAAAACUUACAGACUAUGGUCAAAAGAGACCAGACUGGACAAUUUACCUCUACAGCAGAAGUUGUUUAAUUGGGACUCUCUAUGUUGAGGUAUAACUGCAGACACAUGCAAUAGUGUAAUAAGAGCAUAUGACUGAUAAGGAUGAAUUCAUUCAACAGUGACCAAUCAAAUUGAAGUGAUAACUUAAUUGGCAACAUUUAGGCCAAAAAAGAUCAUUUAGAGAUUUGAAUAUAUUUUUAAUAGAGUCAUAUACUGUUCAGAUCAGUUAAAAAGAAGCUGGUCAGCUGCUAACGUUAAAGGAUAUAAUCUGUCUUAAGUAAAUUCAAAUAAUUGUAAUAUUUUAGAAUGAAUGUAUAUUUUCGACAGGUUUGUUUUUAAAAAUAGCAUUUCAUUUGCACAAUUUUGUAUUUCAUUGUUAGGGUGGUGUACGGUUCUGUGAAGACGUAAGUCAUGUACGACUAUAUUUUAUUUUUGUACAGUAAUGUUUUAUUUUUAUGUUAUAUGUAAAUGGAAAAUGUAUUAAAGCAUACAAGCUGUGCCCUCAACUACCGCAACAAUAAUA